Messenger RNA from Podarcis lilfordi (Lilford's wall lizard), 60555 nucleotides. Lineage: Eukaryota; Metazoa; Chordata; Lepidosauria; Squamata; Lacertidae. The record is from the annotation of a GenBank genome assembly.
CUUUCUUCUUGUGAUCUCAAUGCUCCCACAGACACAAACUCCAAAGGAUGACGGAGGAAGUCUAAGGUAAGCACAGAGCCCUCAAAAGCAAGAAUAAUAGCAACGAGUAGUACUUACGAUAAGGGACGCGGGUGGCGCUGUGGGUUAAACCACAGAGCCUAGGACUUACCGAUCAGAACGUCGGCAGUUCGAAUCCCCACGACGGGGUGAGCUCCCGUUGCUCAGCCCUGCUCCUGCCAACCUAGCAGUUUGAAAGCACGUCAAAGUGCAAGCAGAUAAAUAGGUACUGUUCUGGCGGGAAGGUAAAUGGCGUUUCUGUGUGCUGCUCUGGUCCGCCAGAAGCAGCUUAGUCAUUCUGGCCACAUGACCCGGAAGUUGUACGCCGGCUCCCUCGGACAAUAAAGCGAGAUGAGCACUGCAGCCCCAGAGUUGGCCACGACUGGACCUAACGGCCAGGGGUCCUUUACUUUAGUACUUAAGAUAGUUGAACCAUUCCUUUGCGGCUAGCAUAGAUCUUCACCAGUGCAGGCACUGAGAACAGGGUACAUAGAUCACAGAACAUGGGACACACAACAAGCAGGGAUCAAGACUGUUCUGAAUUUCCCACAAGAAUAGUUUGAACCGUUUAGCACUGUUGCAGGUUUUGGUGGGACAUGAGCGGUGCCCGUCUUGCAGGAAUAGCAGGAUCUAGAGUAACCAGGCAAGGGCUGGUAGAGGCAGGCGAACAGACCAGACCAGAAGGGAAUGCCAACCAAAGGGCAUGGAGAAACAAGGACCGGGCCAUUCAUUCAUUCUUAUCUGUACAAACUGCAGAUCAGACAAAAUAAGCUGCAGAACAGAACAAGGACAAGCAAGUCCAAAACAUAUAUGCUUAUCCUUCAUUACAGCAUUAUUAUAACAGCAGUCAGCCGUGUCCACAGUUAUGGUGUGAUACAAAAUAAAUGAAAGAAAUGGAGACUCAGGGUGAAGGACUGAGUUCAGAGCAUGAUCUCAUUCUCCCCCUUCCCGCUAAAUAUUUUGGAGCCCCAGCCUAUUGCUUUAUCUGGAGGAGGGGAAUCAGAUUCCUAUCACCUCAUGCUAAUAGGGCCAAGAAGUCUCUGAGUCCUGCCAUGUCAAGAGAGCUCUCAGGAGGCAUGGGCAGGCUGGCUCCCUGUGAUCUCCCCACCCAGCAGCUCCCCUCGAAAGCAGAAGAAGAGCGAGCUAUGCAUGAUUUCCCCCUUCCCCACAAACAUUUUCAGCCUAGUUUCUGGGCUAGCUUCUACAGCAGUGUUAGAAACUGAGAUACAAAAGCUAGGAGCUAAAUGGCACCUUAAACCUUGGUUAGGGGCACCACAAUGGAAUGCCUAGGCGGGCUUUUUUAUAACACGAAUACAAAGCUGAAAAUGAAUGAACUGCAGCUAAAAUAUUAUGUUCAUUUUAAAUAUGGUCUAGUCCUUCCCCUGCCCACCCCCUAAAUAUUCUUAAGAGGGUUUCUUCUCCUGUCUUCAGAGAGUAGCUGGAAGUGGGGAGGCAGAAAAAGGUCCUCCUUUCCUUCCACUCUGCAGUUUUAAUCUGAAAUCUUAGGCGCAGUACUGCGUCCAGAGCUCAGAAGCUGCUCGCGCUGAUGAAAUUCCCUGUCGCAAAACGCGCCCAGGACAAUGGGAGUUUCGAACGCUAUUCUAGAGAUGUACCCCAAUAAUAUUGCCAUGGAAGCUGAUUGGUAGAGACCAUGUUUUGUACACUAAAGGCAUGGGUAGGUAAACUAAGGCCCGGGGGCCGGAUCCGGCUCAAUCGCCUUCUAAAUCUGGACCGCGGAUGGUCCGGGAAUCUGCGUGUUUUACAUGAGUAGAAUGUGUCCUUUUAUUUAAAAUGCAUCUCUGGGUUAUUUGUGGGGCCUGCCUGGUGUUUUUACAUGAGUAGAAUGUGUCCUUUUAUUUAAAAUGCAUCUCUGGGUUACAGUGGUACCUCGGGUUAAGAACUUAAUUCAUUCUGGAGGUAACCUGAAACUGUUCUUAACCUGAGGUACCACUUUAGCUAAUGGGACCUCCUGCUGCCGCUGCGCCACACAAUUUCAGUUCUCAUCCUGAAGCAAAGUUCUUAAAGUACUAUUUCUGGGUUAGCGGAGUCUGUAAGCUGAAGCAUCUGUAACCCGAGGUACCACUGUAUUUGUGGGGCAUAGGAAUUCAUUCAUUCUUUUUUCUUUUCAAUAUAUAGUCCGGUCCCCACAAGGUCUGAGGGACAGUGGACCGGCCCCCUGCUGAUAAAGUUUGCUGACCCCUGACUAAAGGUCACUGGUUUGAACUCCAGCAACUCUAGGAAGGUCUGGGGGGAAAGACUCCUUCCCAAAGCCCUGGGAGAGCCAUUGUGAGACACUCAGCUAAAUGGACCAAUAACCUGACUCAGCACAAGGCAACCCUUUAGCUAGGAAAUUGCCAUGUGUUUUAUCUCUGUGUGUGCAAGAAUUAGGCAUCAUAUUUUAUAGAUAGAUAUCGAUAGAGAGAUAGGUCACACAUACAUACAUACAUACAUACAUACAAACAAAUGAAAUGAAGGGCAAGUUCUCUGCUUCAGUCUUCUCCAGUAACCUUUCAGUGGCACCAAAGUACUGUAUUUAUCUAAUGCUCACCAAAUUACGUUACGAAAAUUAAGGCGCAACUUAGAUUCGAUGGCACAUUUACAUUCGCCAACAAAUACUUUUUUCGGUUCUAAGCUUCUUAAAACUUAGAUUCGAUGGCGCAUUAGUCUCGAGUAAAUAUGGUACUCUCAGCCGUACUUAAGUGAAACGAGGAAAGACCAAUGGAAGAACAAGUCUCGGCAUGUACUCUUGAGUUAAAGGACCCCUGACCAUUAGGUCCAGUUGUGGCCAACUCUGGGGUAGUGGUGCUCAUCUCGUUUUACUGGCCGAGGGAGCCGGCGUACAGCUUCCGGGUCAUGUGGCCAGCAUGACUAAGCCGCUUCUGGCGAACCAGAGCAGCGCAUGGAAACGGAGUUUACCUUUCCGCCGGAGUGGUACCUAUUUAUCUACUUGCACUUUGACAUGCUUUUGAACUGCUAGGUGGGCAGGAGCAGGGACCGAGCAACGGGAGCUCACCCUGUCGCAGGGAUUUGAACCGCCGACCUUCUGAUCGGCAAGUCCUAGGCUCUGUGGUUUAACCCACAGCGCCACCCACAACCCGCCAAUCCUGGGCCAUAUACUGGCCAAGUGAGCUGGUCCAAAGGAUGCUGGAUCUUAAGAUUUUGGCUGACCAGGCUUACCAAGAUCUGGUGCCUUACUCUGUCUCUUGAUUACCUAGAAAUCAGUGCUGACAAUUACAGUGGUACCUCGGGUUAAAUACUUAAUUUGUUCCGGAGGUCCGUUCUUAACCUGACACUGUUCUUAACCUGAAGCACCACUUUAACUAAUGGGGCCUCCCGCUGCCGCCGCCAUGUUCUCAUCCUGAAGCAAAGUUCUUAACCCGAGGUACUAUUUCCAGGUUAGCGGAGCCUGUAACCUGAAGCAUAUGUAACCUGAAGCGUAUGUAACCCGAGCUACCACUGUAAUCCCAGACACGGCAUGGGCAAGGGAGAAGCUUGCAAGAAUAUUUUGACAGUUUAACGUUGCUGAUCGCUUAAACCAACUAGACGGCUUUCAAUUUUUAAAAAAGCCCAUCAGUUACAACAGAGGUGGAGAACUUGUGGCCCUCUAGAUGUUUCCGAGCUACCGGGGGUGGGGGUGCGGAAAGAACAUAUCUAUAUAUAAUCACUAUGAUUGUCUAGGACUGUGGCCAACAAAAGGCUCCACAGCAGACAGCAGUAGAGAAUGGUCAGCACUAUAAAAGGCACAUAAAUCAGCUACCUGAAACCAUAAUUGCGACAGAAAAGAAACAAAACUGAAUUUUGAAAACGGUUACCCAUAUCCACUUUCCUUAACAUCGAUCGCCUUGCCAAAGCCAAAAGAUUAACAUACCUGUUUAUCCAGGAAUAUUUGUUUUGUUAAUAUGAUACCUCAACAGUAGAAUGGAUCAAUGUGAUACCUACAUAGUCAGCUUGCUUGUUUUCUUUACAGGCUAAAUUCGAGAACACAAAAUUCUUUUUGUUGCUUAAGUGAUCUCGGCUAUUCAGCCAUUCUCAGAAUGAAACGAGCAUGUGAGCUCCUUAGGUAACAUAUGGUAUUUUAUUAAUUUAAAAGACUUUAGUUAAACAACUUUUGGUAAAUUGAAUCCAGCCUAAAUUAAUUUCCUUCGAAUGAGUAAGGUACUUAGUAUACCCCAUGUCUGUUCAAUCUCUCUUGACUUGAUUAUCCCCCUGCAAAUACAACCUUAUAAAUAAUGGCGCUGCAGAUAUACCAGUGAAAGGGUUUAAGUAGGCAAAAGUGCAUCUUUCAGACAUAUCAUUAUUUUCAGAAUACAGUACCCAAGAAAUCACAGUCAGGGAAGGUAAAUGUCAGCUGGCCAGCCUUCUCUGAACUAUUCAUAAAUAUGUGCUGUCUGCAGCGUUAUGUCAAGAUAGUCGCUCAAGAAAAGGUUAUGGGUUCUUAUUAGAGGUGCAUGUUAGUUACAGCUACUUGACAGUCACAGCUAAGCAUGAGCAAUGAUUGUGGGAUCAUGGGGAAAGGAGAGGGGGAAACAGGGACUUACACAAAAUGUCGCGCAGCUGAACAGAAUGCAGAAAGAUCCCCUCGUUGGAAAUAACUCACACAAGGACACGGAUAUUAGGUUUAUGUUACUGGGCAAAUUUUGGCCACAACUUUAUUGAAAUUACAGAAUGUGAGCGGUAUUGGCUUAGGCAUUGAUUGGACCUGACUAAGUAUCUGACUCCUGCCCAUUGUGUAGGAUGUCCCAGUAAGGGUAAGCCACCGGUAGGGGAGCCCUGUCGAUGCGAACCAACUCAAGCCCCCCCAGUUUUCCCGUCGGGGUCGUGUCAAGGCCUUAGCCCCCCAGCCGGGCUUCAGACUAGAUCAACACCCCCGGAUUCCUUUAAUGGAAUAUCCUUAAGCAUGGAGGGGCAGGUGAUGGCCACACCUCCCCUCCCACACACAAGGUCAAACAAUGCCUAACCGCAACCCUAACAAAGUUGUGACGAUUGCUACGAGGUAGGCGAAAACCAAGUGGCCAGUGCCAAUUUGCCAAGUGGAAAAAUUCCUACCAGGCCCCUCGGACAACCAAGGCGACCAACCGAAGUCCAUAGCAAGGCCAUUGCCUAACCUGCAAAAUAGGGAGGGAGGGAGGGUGAUUGAGGAAGCGAGCCAAAGAGGAAGUCCUCUGGCUCGCUCCUCCUUUUAAACGGCCCCUGCCACGUCCCCCCGGCUAGCGGGUUGGCUGGCCGGGCUAUGACGUGGCCGGGUUCCCUCAGGCAACGGGGACAAGGUCCCCUGCCCCCGGUGGGUAGUGGGUGGCCAUGCGGUCCACCGCAACUCCUCCCGACUGGGAAGUGGAGCGGAUAUGUGUAAGCUGGCUGGCACUUUGAAUUGAACAGUAAAUUGGUGCGGCUGAGAGACCAGCGAUUUUUGGCACCCCUCGGCCGAAACCGAAAGAACUUGUGACUAAGAGUUUGCACCCAAGUCUGCUUAUCUUCUCAUCCCUCCUGAUCCAUUUUACUGUCGCGUUACGUCUUUUUAGAUUGCAAGCGUGUGGACAGGGACAUUUAUUAUUUUUUAGUCAUAUGUACAAUGCCCCGGGAGCCUUUUUUGGCUGAAUUCUUUGCAUAAAUGAAGCAGGUUAGGCUGUAGAAGCACAGCCCUGAGGAUAUGACAUUUUCACUGUUGUGGGAUUAAACAUUCAAAAUAUGCAAAGGUAGCAGGUAAGGCAGAUAAAAUACUGUGGUCCACACUGUAUUGUUUGUCUUUGGAAAAGAGUUGUUUCACAUAAAAUUCCAAAGAAUGGCUAGCAAAUAUCACCACCACAUUUUCAAUCCAUAGCACAAUCACUCGAAAUAAACUGCAAAUACCCAUACCCUUAGAAAAGCGUAUUUCUUACUUAGGUGUGCUGCAAUCAUUGCCCUUUUUGAAUAGAUUGAAGCUUACAGCGAAUCAUAUGCAGUGACUUGCAUUUGCUUAGCACAUGAAACAGAGGCCAACUUCAUAUAGGGAUCCCUUAAAGUAGACAUUUUCAACCAUUUUGAGUCCAUGGCUCCCUUGACCAACUCCAUUCUUUCUGCGGCACCCCUGUGGGGCUCAGGAGCCCAGAUGUGUCACCCCUUGCCUGCAGAACCGGUAGCCUCUCAGUCUUUUACAAACACCCUCCCUUGUGGAGUGUUCCCUCAGCCUCCUCUCCUCUCCCCUCUCCCUGGGAGUCCUCUGGGCAACUACUGCUGCCACCCCUGGUCUCUGAGCUGCUCUCCCUGCCCCAAAGAGAGGUGGCUCCUCCCACUGCCCCGCAAGGGCCUAGGAAGCAGCCCCUGGCCAGCUCCAGAGUCACUAUUCGUCUGGAGAGCUCGCUUCAAGAAACAACUGUUCAAGCCUUUGAGAGGCAGAGACCUGAGAGGGCAUCAGAGGAGGGAGGAAAGGAAAGAGGGACAGAGGCCAGUGUUGCCCACGGCACCCCUGACCAUCAUUUUAGGCACCCCAGGGUGCCACGGCACACUGGUGGAAAACCACUGCCCUAAAGGCAUGACAGACAUGUACAAGAAGAUCUGCAAUCAAAUGUCCAAACAAUUCUGAACCCAUGUACGUGGUCAAAACAUGUACAGUGGUACCUCGGGUUAAGAACUCAAUUCGUUCUGGAGGUCUGUUCUUAACCUGAAACUGUUCUUAACCUGAGGUACCACUAAUGGGGCCUCCUGCUGCCACCGCCACACAAUUUCUGUUCUCAUCCUGAAGCAAAGUUCUUAACCCAAGGUACUAUUAGCGGAGUCUGUAACCUGAAGCGUCUGUAACCUGAAGCAUCUGUAACCCGAGGUACCACUGUACCCUGUUAUCUAGUUACAGUGAAUACUGCAGCAUGGCAAUGGGCAUGUGAAAUUCUAUGAAACUUGCAUAGCUCCAGGGGUCUAACUGUACCACAUCCUGUUCAGCUCAAUAUUAUUUUACCUGUUCAUUAAGAUAUUCAACUGAUCCUUCAGCAUGCCUUUUCAUCGAUAUUUAGAUUACGGUGGCUGCAGAAGAACAGCACAGUGUAUUUAUGCUUGGAAAGCAUUCACCUGUAAAAGAAAAAAAGAAAAGAAAAGGUACAGGAAGCACAACAACAACAAAAACCUAGCAGCGUGGCUUUUGUUACUCAUAGAGAAAGAAAAGCUGUCUAGAACAAUUUGUCCUUAAUGGCUGUUUUAGCUCAAGAGAGGCCCUGAAGUGAAGAAUAAACAAACUGUCAGAGGAACAGCGAGGAAGUCUCUUAAGAUCAAGGUUAAGGUUCAUUGGUACAACUGCUCUGAGGCAAAACAUGACCACAUCUUGGAUUCAUCUUGCCACGCAGAUGAAUGCAAAGGUACGGAUGCAGCGGUUUUUCUUCUCGAAACCUCUGCAUCCAUUAAACAUAUCACAAUGCUUUUCGCUUUUUCGCCUUUCCAAGGGAAAAGGUAAUAUUUUAUGGAAGUGAAAGAUUAUUCCGUACAGAGGAAUUCAGCCAAGGUUUGGAAAAUGGGACAAGAUAUAGUGGUACCUCAGUUUUCAAACGUCUCCAUUGACGAACGUUUCAGUUUUCGAACGCCGUAAACCCGGAAGUAAAUGCUUCGGUUUUCAAACAUACCUCGAACACGCCUCGUGGCUUCCGUAUUGAGUUUUACGUAUUGAGUUUUUGGUUUUCAAACGUUCCGGAACUCGGUUACAUUUGAAAACUGAGGUACCAUUGUAUACCCAAAGAAGUGGAACUAACCUAAUGGGGGAAACCAAAGCUAGCAAGCAAACCCAACAUCCCUAACACUCAAAAUAUUUUAUUAGUUGUGCAUCCCAAAUACAGAUCUUUCCCCACCCCCAACAGCUGCCUAACUGGACAUUAUUAUUUCCCUUUCAAUAGAAGCAUCCAUUAUCUACUGCUAGAUACUCUCCUUGAAAAAGGCACUCUGAAACAUCAGAUGGAACACUUUAUCCCAAGUAUGUAUUGAUAUAAAAUAGAUGUGAGCCAAAACAAACAAACACACACACACACACACACACACACACACACAGCCUUCGUCUCAUCUCAUCUUAUUUGCUCAAGUUUUUUAACUAGUCAUCAUUUCGGCAUGGCUGCAUUGUAAACAUUCUGAUCAGCCUUGUGCAAAGGAAAACACUUGCCAAAGCAUUUAAGGUAUAAUCAGAUCUUUAGCCACUUUUGGAGAGCCACAGGUUGCCUAUCCCCCCCCUUUAGUGUUGCACUGUUGCAAGAGAGUUACAUGAGAGCUGGGAACUCUGGUUGGAUUGCACUAUCUUAUGUUGAAAUAAGCCAAGAUCGUCUCUUGCGGGGGUGCAAUUAGUGCCAGCACCAUCCGUUAAGAGUUUGGGUGUAAUCUUCGACACCUCCCUUUCCAUGGAGGCGCAGAUUGCAGCUACAACAAAGGCGGCAUUUUUCCAUCUCCGCCAAGCUAAGCAGUUGGCUCCUUAUCUCUCUUGCCCUGACCUAGCCACUGUGAUCCACGCGACGGUCACCUCCAGACUGGAUUAUUGUAACUCGCUCUAUGUGGGGCUGCCCUUGAGACUGAUCCAGAAACUCCAGCGGGUGCAGAAUGCUGCAGCAAGACUCCUUACGGGGUCUUCGCUGCGAGAUCACAUUCACCCGGUGCUAUACCAGCUGCACUGGCUCCCGGUGGAGUACAGGAUCAGGUUUAAGGUGCUGGUUUUAACCUUUAAAGCCCUAUAUUGCCUAGGACCCUCGUACCUACAGGACCGCCUCUCCUGAUAUGCCCCACAGAGAAACGUACGGUCUUCAAAUAAAAACAUCUUGAAGGUCCCAGGCCACAGAGAAGUUAGGCUGGCCUCAACUAGAGCCAGGGCUUUUUCGGCCGUGGCUCCGAUCUGGUGGAACACUCUGUCACAAGAGACCAGGGCCCUGCGGGACUUGACAUCUUUCCGCAGGGUCUGCAAGACAGAGCUGUUCCACCAGGCCUUUGGCCAGGGCACAGCCUGACUCCCUCCCUCGGCAAUCUUCGCGGAGCUCUGGCCCAAUGGUUGCCAGUGGCUUGAAUUAAUUAAUUUUAUAAUGAAUGAUUUUAGAGUGUUGUUUGUGCUGUACUUUUGUACUGUUUUAUUGUUGUUAGCCGCCCUGAGCCCGGCUUCGGCUGGGGAGGGCGGGAUAUAAAUAAAAUUUAUUAAUUAUUAUUAUUAUUAUCGUAAACCAUGGUUUGAGCCUAGCUUUUUUCAAUAAACUACCAAAAGUCUGUCAUUUUGAGACAUAGUGGUAACAUGCGGUAGUUAAAACCAGGAAGCUGAUGAUUCCAACCUCCUCCUUGCCAGGAGAGAGAAAGUGUGUGAGUUCAACCUCUUUCAUGUGUGGCCAGAGCUGUGUCAAAUUUGCUAGGCACCUAGGAGGACAAAGUUACAUCCAUGCUGACCUUGAUGACAGAAUUAUUACAGGUUCAAUAGGCUUAAUGGAUGGAAGGAUUUGCCUGGGCAAUUGUAGUGGGACAAAGAUGGUGACAAGAUAUUCAGCCCAGAUACUGAGGUCCAGCGCCGAGGGCCUUCUGGGGGUUCCCUCCCUGCGAGAAGUGAGGUUACAGGGAACCAGGCAGAGGGCCUUCUCGUGGCGGCGCCCACCCUGUGGAACAUCCUCCCAUCUGAUGUCAAAGAAAUAAGCAAUUUUAGGAAUUUUAGAAAACAUCUGAAUGCAGCCCUGUUUAGGGAAGUUUUUAAUGGUUGAUCUUUUAUUGUGUUUUUAAUAUUCUGUUGGGAGUCGCCCAGAGUGGCUGGGGAGGCCCGGCCAAAUGGGUGGGGUAUAACUAAUAUAUUAUUAUUAUUAUUAUUAUUAUUAUUAUUGCCAACCCUUUGGUUUUGUGGAUGGGGGAAGUGCCAAGGCUAUUCCACCUCCUCUGCUUUGGCUGCCCUGUCCAUGGAGUGACAUUUUGAAAAGGAGAGGAGUUAAGAAGUAUUGUGCCCAUUUGCCUUCUCUUUCUUUUUCUGUGCAUGGAAGGACUUAUUGAAAGUAGUGGGAGAGAGAAGCUCUCUUGCCCAUGGAGGGCUUUAGGAAAGGGGAGGGGAGAAGUGUCAGGCCUGUUUGCCUCCUCUUUGCUUUGCUAUCCACCAGCCUGGUGCAGCAAGCAGUGGGAAGCUGCUGCGCCCAUGAAGUUUUUGGAAAACGUGUGUGUGGAACGGUGAAGGAAGAACCACAGGAUCCACCUGUUUGCUGCUCUACUUUGUUUUGCUGCCUGCCAGUGACAUGGAGCAGUAGGCAAGCAGCUACUUUUUGUGUGUGUGUGUGUGUGCAUUGGGAUGUGGGGGGAGCGUAGGAAUUGCCUGUUGCUUGUUUUACUGCCUGUCAGCCAUGAGGGGGACUUUUUGAAAGGGGGGGUAUGAAUGGAAGAAGAAACAUAGGAAUUGGCCCUUGGCUAGUGUGUUUGUUUUGCUGUCUGCCGGCAUGUGGGGCAGGCAGCUACUUGAGAGAGGCCUCAGUUGAAUGUGGGGGGAAGGAUAAGGCAAUUAUUUCCUGUUUCUACUGUAUGCCAUACAGCAGGUAUUGUUCUAAAUCUGUUUUAGGAGGGGGCACUGCAGAGGCAACCUCAUCUUCAUUAUCUCAUUUUUUCCUACUUGUACCAAAGUUUUUUUGGGAAGCAGCAUCACAUUUACCCUGAUUGUUAUUCAACUGGUGUGUGUGUGUGUGUGUGUGUGUGUGUGUGUGUGUGUGUGUUUUGUAGGGGUUGGCAUCCAUUUCAGACGCAUCCUUAUUAUCAUCACCACCUUUUCUUCCUGCCAGGUCCACAGCAGGGAUUAUUUCCAAGUUGUCUGACAAGGGGGCAGCAUAGUGCAAAGGCAGAAACAUUAUACACCCCGAAUUUUGACAUCGUUACGUUUAGGUGAACAAAUAGGGCCACUCAAAAUGGCUGCGCACAGAGCCCCACAAGCCAUUAAUCUGCCACUGGAUGUAAAGGAGCAUUUCUCCUGUACAUAAUCUUGCCCGGGCCCUUUUGGCCAGCUGAAGACUCUUCUGGUGAUGCCAUUUUUGCAUGAGAUUAGGUCUGUUGCUUGCCAGAAGGUCUUCUCGGCAGUAACACCCCAGCUACGAAAGACUCUCCCCUCAAAUCUUUGAUUGGCACUAAGCUCUUUUCAGCGUGCUGUUUUGUCCCCGAGAGAUAAUUGCUUGCACCCUGAGUUAUGAGACUAUUCUGACCAAUGGGCUUAAUAGAUGGAUGGUGGCUGUGUUCCAAAGCGUAUUUUGUUCUCCUUUUAUAGUGUAUCAUGUUUUAAAAUGUUGCGUUCACCUAAUGAGGUCAUCCAUCUUAUAAAUAAAAGGGCAGAGCUGUGGGAUGCUGCGAGGGAUUUACAAAACUAUGCAGCGCUCUAACUGAUUGGAGAGGAUUUGGAGACUGUUUACAAGGCAGUCAGCCGGUUCUGUGGCCUGCGUAGAAUCUCCAGCACACACAAGGGCUGCUUUCUCUGCACACUUCAGGGAAAUCUAUAUGUUUCCAGAGCUGCUCGCUUCCCUUCACAAGGCCUUCAUCAAAGUGCAAAAGCUAAUACAGUCAUACCUCUUGUUACGUUCGGUUCAGGUUACGUCUUUUCAGGUUGCAUCCCACGGCAACCUGGAAGUACCGAAAAGGGUUACUUCUGGGUUUCGCCGCUCACGCAUGCACAGAUGCGCAAAAUGAUGUCACAUGCAUGUGCAGACGCAGCGAAUCACGACCUGAGUGUGCGCAGACGCGGGUUGUGUUCCUUUCAGGUUGCGAACAGGGCUCCGGAACAGAUCCCGUUCGCAACCAGAGGUACCACUGUAGUGAGAACAGUUAGAAAUUGUAAGGCCGAGUAGGCUUGCUAAGAUGUAUAAGGUUGAAUCAUAAGUGCUGGAGAUGCAAAGAGGUGGAAGGAACGUUCUUUCACAUGUGGUGGACUUGUAAAAGAGUAUUGGGAAACAAUCCAUAAUGAAUUGGAAAAAAUGUUUAGAAGUACUGUUCCAAAAAACACACACGGAAACCAAAAACAGAGUUCUUUUUGUUGGGGAUAAUUCAGUUUAAAUUCCCAGGUGUCAAAAAAGGUUAUUUAUGUAUGCCACUACUACGGCCCGUGUUUUGUUAGCUCAAAAAUGGAAAACAAGUGAGGUCCCAACUAAAGAAGAAUGGCAACAUAAGCUGAUGGACUAAGCGCAGCUUGCAGACUUAAAAUAUAGAAUAAGAGAACAAGAAGAACAUACGUUUAGAGAAGAUUGGAAAACGUUUAUUGAAUAUAAGGGGGGAAAUUGUGUCCACUUGAAAACGUUGGCAGCAUUAAGAUAAAUUCAACAGCGUAAAUAAGUCUUGAUGGAUGUAAUAAUGAAAUAUGGAAUGCUUUAGUUUUUGUAAAAUGUGCAGGGAUUUAUGAACCAUGGAAAGAGAAGAAGGGAUGUCAUUGAUAUUUUAAGGAUGCUUAAAUGAGUAUUCUAAAUUGUAAAACAGAAAACUGAAUAUUAAAAUGUAUUUUUUUAUAUAUAUAAAAAAGAAAUUGUAAGGCCGACACUGGGACACCUGCAGGUUCCAAACCAAGAUGCCUUUCAGCUACACUGAGCUCUGCUCUACAGGUAGGUGCGACUGUUUUCCUGGCACCGGGUCUUCCAUACAUGCAACUUGCCCCUGGAUUGGCUCUGUGCAGAAAAGCUCAUCUAUGCAUGGCGUUUGGGAAGGGGCCAAUGCAAUCUCAUUCCCCAUCUUCAUGUAUUGACUGUCUUUAUAUCAGUCACCCGCACACAGUUUACGUGGAACAAAGCUGAGUGAAUGCAAGACUUGGAACUCCCAAUGUCUUUUUUCAUGUCCAUAAACAGCCACUGGGGACAGGGGGGAAAUCCAAUUUGGACUGGGCUAGGUGUUCUGGUUUGUGAAUAAGUUCCGCUUCCUGUUGUGUGUGUUCCGUUUGUAAAUUGAGUCUCCCACUGGUAAUCAGAGGCUUCCUGUUGAGUCUGUCAGCUGUUGAGUCCCAAGCACCCAUGCAACACAGAGGUGAUAUUUGGUGCUUUUGCUAUUUUUUUGAGUUUUUGUUUGUGUGGCUUUUUCGUUUUGACUGUGACUUGUUCUUCGUUUUAUGGGACUGGCUUAUGACUAUGGCUUGCAACUCCAUUUUUGUGACUGUGGCUUGCGACUUCGUUUUUGUGACUUGUUUUUGUGACUGUGGAACCCUGUUCAGCUACUGAUUGACUUUGUGGCUGCAGAAAUGGAUAAAAGCCCCCAACUAAUGACUAUCAUCAGUGCACAUAAGGAAAAAAAUUAAUUUUAAUUUUUAUCAUCUACAAUACUGUCUUAUUUUAUAGUACAGUGCAUUGAUUAUUGCUUUCAUUUUAUGGAUCAAUGGUCUCGUUAGACAGUAAAAUUCAUGUUAAAUUGCUGUUUUAGGGGUUGUUUUAAAAGUCUGGAAUGGAUUAAUCCAUUGUGCAUUACUUUCAAUGGGAAAGCGUGCCUUGGUUCUAGAACACUUUGGUUUUGGAACAGACUUCUGGAACUAACUUUGGGAACCAAGGUACCACUGUAUUUCCCUUCCCUAAAAAUGGGUUUCCCGAUUCACUUGUUUUAAUAGCUUCAAAAUAAGUGAAAUCCAGUAGUGAGCUGACAUCUACUGGCUGAAAGCUGCAAGUUGCAUUAAAACACAAAAAACUGCAUUCAUUUCAAGCAAUCCUUUGCAAAGACAGAAAUCAGCUGGAGGGAUGACACUAACCAGGAAAUGCAUAAAUAAAACAAAUAAAUAGCAAAUGACAAUCAAGAAACGAAGAAUGCUAAUAGCUAAAAAAUGAAUAAUGUUAGUGAGAGAACAGAGAGGAAAACAGAGUUAAGGAACAUAUUAGCAUGUGCUAUAUUAAAUUAGGGUUAAUGUCUGUGCUUUAAGUGAUCAACAAAUAACGUCUUGCAAGGCUUCUACUGUUUUCAGAGAAGCAAAGAUUGUGCAGAGACCAUUUGCUUUCAUUUAACAUCUCAGGUUUUGAAAUGCUUCAGGUGGUGAAUUUUUGCUUGGAUCUACCACUCUCAGUUGGGACGCAGGUGGCACUGUGGGUUAAAACCACUGAGCCUAGGGCUUGCCUUGCCGAUCAGAAGGUCAGCGGUUCGAAUCCCCAUGACGGGGUGAGCUCCCAUUGCUCUGUCCCUGCUCCUGCCAACCUAGCAGUUCAAAAGCAUGUCAAAGUGCAAGUAGAUAAAUAGGUACCGCUCUGGCGGGAAGGUAAAUGGCGUUUCCGUGCGCUGCUCUGGUUUGCCAGAAGCGGCUUAGUCAUGCUGGCCACAUGACCCGGAAGCUGUACGCCGGCUCCCUCGGCCAGCGAGAUGAGCGCCGCAACCCCAGAGUUGGUCAUGACUGGACCUAAUGGUCAGGGGUCCCUUUACCUUUUACCACUCUCAGUUACUAAAAGUUUCAUUUUCAGUGACCUUAUUUAGGAAAUAAUUAAGAAGCAACCAACAAUGUACCAACUUGUAAAUGUGGCUGAUCAUCGAAUUUCAAAGCUAUUGUUAACACAAAAAUUGUUUGUAAAUGGAUCAGUAUCUUAGCCUCUGAUUUUUGGCAAUUCUACAUAAACAUUCUAGCUUAAUACGCACGACACAACACCAAGAAUUUUCAAACUUUUCAUGGACUAUAUGCCAAUAGAUACUACUGUAACUGACAUUCCAGAAUGUAAAGAUUUACACCAAACUGGACUGUACAAACAUUUUAUACAGCAUUACCUUGUAAAUCAAAUGCACCAUAAAUCUUUCAAGAUAAUCCAAUAAAAAACAAAAAUGUUGUACAUUGCACUUUUUGAUGGAGGAACUGUGUUCCUAAUAAAAGUUUCCUUUUGCAAAACUCAGGAGUAUGUCAUAGAACAGAGCUAAGCAUUUCACAGCUUUUCAGCUAUUAAUAGGACUCCCAGCUAAAAGGUCCCAAUAAAUAAAGACACAUACGGAAGUCGCAGACACAUAAAAAAGAUGUCUUAUGAAUACAGUGGUACCUUGGGUUACAUUCGCUUCAGGGUACAGACUCCGCUAACCCAGAAAUAGUGCUUCAGGUUAAGAACUUUGCUUCAGGAUGAGAACAGAAAUCAUGCUCUGGCAGCGCAGCAGCAGCAGGAGGCCCCAUUAGCUAAAGUGGUGCUUCAGGUUAAGGACAGUUUCAGGUUAAGAACGGACCUCCGGAACAAAUUAAGUACUUAACCCGAGGUACCACUGUACAUAAAUGUGGAACUGACACUGAAAGCCUACCCAAGUAUGGAAUAAGGCAGACACACAGCUGAGCUGAGAAUCAUUUCUGCAGUUACUGAAUGGUCUCUGGAAAACUCAGACUGGAGCCCACGACAGUGAUAUGCAACUCUAAUUCUGAAUCUUCUUUCCACAUCCCUGCUGUUUUCAUCAACAGACCAUGGGAGUCUGUGCAAUAGCUGUGCUCAUUUGGUCCUGAAAUGAGCUAUGUGCUGCAAUACGAUUAGCUGCUUCAGGAAGCUAGAACCAGCCCAAUCCUAUGCAGAUUCAGGCAUACCAAAGCCCAUCAAAAUCUAUGGUCUUAGAUGUGCCUAACUCUUCAUGGGAUCGCAUUGCUAGCAUAACAAAAUCGGACACUGUGAAUAAAUUAUUCUAUCUGGAUGCACUGGGAAUCCUUAGCCUGCUGUUGCUCAUGGCAGGCGAGGCAAUUAGAUAUUAGAAAACUCACGAGGCAUAAAUUGACCCCAAACUUACCUUUUAGACCACCAGCAACAAAUCUAUGGCUAUCCAGAUGUUGUUAAGGUAUGUUUCCGAGCACAAUUCAAAGUGUUGGUGCUGACCCUUAAAGCCCUAAACGGCCUCGGUCCAGUAUACCUGAAGGAGUGUCUCCACCUCCAUCCUUCUGCCCGGACACUGAGGUCCAGUGCCAAGGGCCUUUUGGCGGUUCCCUCACUGCGAGAAGCAAAGCUACAAGGAACCAGGCAGAGGGCCUUCUUGGUAGUGGCGCCCACCCUGUGGAACGCCCUCCCACCAGCUGUCAAAGAGAAAAACAACUACCAGACUUUUAGAAGACAUCUGAAGACAGCCCUGUUUAGGGAAGGUUUUAAUGUUUGACAGACUAUUGUAUUUUAAUACUUUGUUGGAAGCCGCCCAGAGUGGCUGGGGAAACCCAGCCAGAAGGGCAGGGUAUAAAUAAAUUAUUAUUACUAUUAUUACUAUUAUUAUCAACCCUGAUGGAGCUGGAGUUCAACAACACCUGGCACAUAGCUGUCAACUUACAGAUUUGAAAAUAAGGGACCAGCAGCCUUGAAAAUAAGGGACCUGCAGCCUCACCUGUUCCAGGCACUCCAGUCUUCCUGUCCUCCUGCAGUCUGGUCAAACUCAUGCUGGUAGCUCCGAGAACACUGUCCAACCAACUUUGUAACUAGAGGUUCAACUGAAUAGAAUCUGAAUCACAUGCACCACAAGGCCUAUGCAGCCUCAACUUAAGAUGGCUCCCCGGCCUGGCUUUGCACUGCAAAGUUUGCAGCAGCACGUGCAACAAAAUGGCGUCCAGCAUUCAAAAAACCCCUCAGCUUGCAUUAACUAGCCACACACAAGGCAUGCAAGCUCCACCCCCCAGUCGUUCUUAGACUUCUUAUUGGGUGAGCAACACAGCCAAGCAACACAGUUGGAUCCCCCCUCCUCCCUGGCCGGCAGGGAGGAAGGGAGAGGAGCUGCUUCCUUUGAAAUUUAAGGGACAUAAUUUAAGGGACAUUUAAGGGACAUCCAUCAAUAAGGGACAGCAGCGGGACAUGGCACUGGAAUAAGGGACUGUCCCUUCAAAUAAGGGACACUUGACAGCUAUGAUCUGGCAGAAGGCCACAAGUUAGUCACCUCUGAGUUAGGCCCACCCAUAUCAAGUAGGAUAAUUCAGUUUGGGGCAGCAUGUGCAAUCAAGGAUGUCCUGGCUUGAAGUCCAGUCUUCUGCCAUUUCCCCCAGAAUGGAAACAUUCCAGAUUCAAUGUAAAUGACACUGAAAUAACAACACGCAGGAUUGCAACCUUAUGAGAAUAGCACAGCUCCAGUUAAGCUUAAUGGACAUAAAAUGAGUCUCAAAAGCCCUACUCACAGGCCUACUCGCAAAUAGUAUAAUCUUGGUGUCAUGUUCCUAGAAGGAAAGGCUAUGUUGUGUUAGAUCUAUGCACCCUUUACUGUAUAGUUCAGAGUUUGGGGCUGCAAUCCUAUAGCAAACAUUAUGUGAGUGUAGCUGUUUGGGAGAUGGGAGGAAAGGGAUCGAGUGUGGCUUGUUACCACGGUUAGCUCAGAGAUGGGAGAGAAUUGCAGCUGAGGGAGAAGUGUCAGAGUGGACAAUUGGGAAUGAAAGGGAUGAGAGGUUUAGGGAGCCAUAAGCUGUCACCCUAUGUCCCCUUGCAUAGGAGUAAGCCCUCCUGAAUGCAACAGGACUAACAUUUGAGUAGACAUGUAUAAAGGUAAAGGGACCCCUGACCGUUAGGUCCAGUCGUGACGGACUCUGGGGUUGUGGCGCUCAUCUCGCUUUACUGGCCGAGGGAGCCGGCGUACAGCUUCCGGGUCAUGUGGCCAGCAUGACUAAGCCACUUCUGGCGAACCAGAGCAGCGCACGGAAACGCCGUUUACCUUCCCACUGGAGUGGUACCUAUUUAUUUGCACUGGUGUGCUUUCGAACUGCUAGGUUGGUAGGAGCAGGGACCGAGCAACGGGAGCUCACCCCGUCGCAGGGAUUCAAACUGCCAACCUUCUGAUCAGCAAGUCUUAGGCUCUGUGGUUUAACCCACAGCGCCACCCGCGCCCCUAGACAUGUAUAGGAUUGUGCUAAGAGUGUUCAUUCUGCUCUGAUUAUACAGAUUAUUGAUACUGAGAUAAGGGGAACCUGUGGCCCAAUUUAAGGUGCUCACACUAGUUUAAAGCCCUAAACAACUCAGACCCCAAAGACCUGACAGCCUCCUCCUCCUUCCCUAUAAAUCCUCUCAGAGGUUAAGAAUGGCAGAGGGGGCCCUACUGGUUGUUUCCCCCACCUCAGAAGGUCAGGGACGUGGUGGCCCCUAAGUCAUGGAACUCCCUCCCCGAAGAGAUGUGUCUGGCAUCUUCAUUAUGGCAUUGUGUUUUCACGGUUAUAAUCCACCCUGGGACCUUAGGGGGAAGGGCAAGUUGACAACAAUAAGGCUGGACUUCAAUGGCCGUUAUCGCUGACCAUUGGGCCAUGGUGGCUUGGGGCUGGUGAGAGUUGACUUUUAACAACAUCUGGAAGACCACAGGUUCCCCAUCUCUGAUUUAUGGCAUUGUACAUUUUGUUCAUCCAAAAUAUUAAUAACCUGUCAUCCAAAACAAAUCCUGCACCUGUUUGAGCAAAGUCCUGGAGUGUAUUGCUUUCUAAAUGAACCUAUGUUGGUAGGAGAAGAACACAUAUGACCCCAGGAUAUAUAUUUUUAGACGUAACACCACCCUGCAACUUUUGUCCUGCAGCAAACAUUUCCAGCGAGGCUCUCCUGUUUCCACCAAAUCUAAACUAUCAUGGCACGAUUGCUAUUUGUAACAUCAUUCCAGAAAGGUUAAAAUGACAUCGUAGAACACUUUAACUAAUCAUUGGGCUAUGAUCUAUUACUGGCUCAGUGAAUCUAAAGCAACCAUCACACUCCUCUGAGUGAAAAUGUACCACAGACACAACAAAACAGCAAUAUCUUAUAUUCACAUCAACAAGGAAUCCAUUCAUGGAGACAGGCAUAUCAUUCUGGAUCACAUGAAUCUCUUUUCAAAAGGUUUGCACUGACAGACCCUGCUUUCCCAACCAGAUGGAAAAAAUAAGCAUUUUAAAAAACCAAAUGGGACUGAAAUCUCUCCCCACCCUGAAAUAUAAGUACUUGCCAGCAGAACAUGGAAACUGUCCUAACUGCAAAAGACAAAUCCCCAUUUUGUAAUAGGACGCCCUAGAGCAGCAAUGGGGACAUUUGGCUCUCCUUAGAUUGCUGAACUACAGUUCCCAACAGCCCUAGCAAGCAUGGCCAACAGUUGGCGCAGGAUGGGAGUUGUAGUUCAGCAACAUCUGGAGGGACAAAGCAUUGCCACACCUGUCCUACAGGAACAAUUUAAAACUUCCCAAGUUUAACAGUGCACUCCUACAGGCAUUUACUCAGAAGUCAACCACACUCCCUAGUUAAGUCAGUCAAACCUAGGCUGUGUACCUUUACAGCACAUUCAAAGGACAUUUUUUCCUCUCAAAAGAAUUCCGGACCAUAGCUGUCAACUUACAGAUUUGAAAAUAAGGGACCAGCAGCCUUGAAAAUAAGGGACCAGCAGCCAAAAUAAGGGACCUGCAGCCUCACCUGUUCCAGGCACUCCAGUCUUCCUGUCCUCCUGCAGUCUGGUCAAACUCACGCUGGUAGCUUCGAGAACACUGUCCAACCAACUUUGUAACCAGAGGUUCAACUGAACAGAAUCUAAAUCACAUGCACCACAAGGCCUAUGCAGCCUCAACGUAAGAUGGCUCCCCGGCCUGGCUUUGCACUGCAAAGUUUGCAGCAUCACGUGCAACAAAAUGGCGUCCAGCAUUCAAAAACCCCCUCAGCUUGCAUUAACUAGCCACACACAAGGCAUGCAAGCUCCACCCCCCCAGUCGUUCUUAGACUUCUUAUUGGGUGAGCAACACAGCCAAGCAACACAGUUGGAGCCUCCCUCCUCCCUGGCCGGCAGGGAGGGAGGGAGAGGAGCUGCUUCCUUUGAAAUUUAAGGGACAUCAUUUAAGGGACAUUUAAGGGACAUCCAUCAAUAAGGGACAGCAGCGGGACAUGGUGCUGGAAUAAGGGACUGUCCCUUCAAAAAAGGGACACUUGACAGCUAUGUUCCGGACACUGUAGUUUGUUAAGGAUUGCUGGGUGUUGCAACUCUGUGAGGGGUAAACCACAGCACUCAGAGUUCUUUCAGGAAAAGAAUACACUUUAAAUGUGCUUUAAAUGUAUGUGUAUGCAGCCUGCAUAUCACCUUUCUGUAAACAUUACAAUAAACCUUUAAAUAUAUAUAUAUAUAAAUACAUAAACAAUAGAUUAUCCAUGACAUCUCCCUACUGAAGACAGCUAAAGGAGAAACAGUAAGUGCAUUUAGGACUGCAGCCUAAGUCACCAGCUCUUACGUUUCAUGCCUUUGCCCCAAACCGACACUAAAAUGGAACUUUUAUUUCUGAUGCCAUUUCAUUAAUGCAUAAAAACAGCAGAGGGCCCCAUAACCAUCUAACUGCAAUUGCAUUGUUAGAUCAGUUCUGGGACAGAUCAUUACAGAUUUAGGCAGCCUCCUCCCAACAGAAACCUUACAUACACGACUACAGGGUCUCCAAGUCAAUUUGCCCAACCCUUUCUCACAAAGAAGGGGCUUUUAACAAACUCACCAAUCAGAGUACAUGCAUACACAUAAGAAUGAAUUAAUGCCAUCAGGUGUAGCACCCUUGGCAAAUGCUUUGACUGUGCUAAUUAGAGCCACCUGGACUUUUCUAGUCAGCAAAAUAAUUCUGUUUCAUAGGUAAGGUUACAAGUUUUGCUUUAUAUUUUAAAGAGGACUUUUUAAGGAAAUGCCAGGAGAGAGAACUACCUGUUGCAUUAAACCAGUUGUCUUUAACAUUGCUGUGGAACACAAUGACAAAUUCCAAUAAAGGGUGGGCGGGUGCUUUUAUUGAAAAUAUAAAUAAAAGAGCAUUAUUUAGCAAUUGUUAUGGCGGGAGUCCCAUCACAAGCAUACAUCUGUGAGGCCUUUCUUCCUCUCCUCCAUGACAUUCUAGACAUUAUUCCAUCCUCCAUUUUCUUUAUUAUUAUAAAUUUUUAUUGGAAAUUUUAUUUACAACAUAACAUAACCCCCCACCCCCCAAUACAGAUAUCCACCCUCAUUAAAUGUGAACGUAACAUACAAUAUGCAUAACAUACAACAAUACAAACAACCAGAUAAAAUACAUUUUCAUAUUUAACGCUGGUCAGAGAUGCACAGUUCACAGCUUCUCCUGGGCAAAGUCAGUGCAGGAUUUGUCCCCGAAUAGUUGGAUCUCAUUUGGCUCCCAUAACAUCAAUAUAAGCUCUCUGCACAACUUACUUUUGUAAGUAAACGCCAUCUAACUUAAUGGAUGGCUGAAUAAACUUGCAUCUAAGAAGGCUGCAAUAAAAGUUAGAUAAUCAUCCACACAAAUUUAGAUAAUCAUCCCUGUAACACUAUUACAGGAAUAGGAAUCAAUGCUUACGUUGAUUUAAUGUAAAUCGGGGGAAGUAAUGUUUGGACAAGCUAUAAUCUCCACAUCUCCCUUUAUUUCCCAUAAGCACUACUCUCUGACUUGCUUGCUUAAUGAAAUAAAUUAAGACACACAACCACUCCAUAUGUAGCUAAACUGAAAUACAACUAACAUGCUAUUCAAUUAUUCUGGGUAGGUUUUUUCUUUUCUAAAACAAACUAAUAUGGGAAAAUACCUGGGCAGGUGUUGCCAUUGUGAAAUUACAAACUGCAGAUGUGGCUGCAGUGAAAAGGCAAAGGGAAAAGUUCUGAUUUGCUGUGCUUCAGAGGUCUGCUUCUUCCUUACAGGUAAGUUGCUGGGCUGGUUCAAGUUAUAGCUCUCAUUUCCAACUACUUUUAUUUUUUAUCUCUCUUUAUUCCCUGCUGGAUCAGAAAAUGUGCAUGAUGACUUGUGGCUUGGCUGCCACUGCUAGGAAUGACAUAAUGAAAAGAAAAAUAUUUCCUAAUUAUGAGAUGGUUCCAUAAAUAAUCAGAUCCACAGUUAGUUUUGCUUGCAAAAGACAAAAGGAGGAACUGAUGAAAAUAUAUGUCUUUGCAAACAAAAACAAGCUGUAUUGAACUUGGUAGGAUAUACACAUUUACAGUUACCAUAUGUCCUCUUUUUCCAGGACGCGUCCUCUUCUUUAUGGAUAUGUAAAAUGAUGGCCACCGGUUCUCCACCAUGAUUUAGAUGUUCAGCUCUGUGCCUUUGGGCAAAGGGUUGGGUGAAAUGUCCUCCCCUCUUCCAGCAGCGCCCCAAAAUAUUUUGUUCUAAUCAAAAUAUUGUCCCUUUCUGGUUUUGGGCUGUUGAUAUUUACAAACAGGCGCAGCUGCAUGGUCUGUAUUUGUUACAGACAAGUGAGAAACCCAUAGUCUAAACUCUGGCUCCUGGAAGCUAGUGCCAGAUCUUCAAUGCACCCUAGAGGCAAAGGGCUUAAGUCAAUUUACUCACCUUACUUUGGGGGGCCUGUACAUCUUAUCAGAAGCACAGGCUAGCUCCCACUGUCCCAGAGAUGUCUAUGACCCUGCUUGUUAUGGUGGUUGGUCCCUCUCUGCUUCUGGGUUAGAAGCCACACCCUGUUGGCUCCUCCUGCUUGUGCAUAGGAAAUAUCAGCAGGAAUUGUGGGACUUGUAGUUGUUGAGAGACUGUGUUGCAUGUUAAGUUCUGGGUGAACAUAUCAGACGACACAGCGAUUCUUCAAACAGCUCUUGUUUAUUCACAGGCCAGAAGUGAACUGAACUGAAGGGUUCAGCCAGCCUGCUUAUAUAGAGCUCCACUAGAACGCAACAGUAACCAUUUUCUGUAACUAUCCAAUCACUGAAUGUCACUUUCAAUCCCUUAUUUGCAUAUGUGGACCUGAGUGAAAACUAUCUACAGUAUCCCCCUGCUGGCCCAGGGUGAGAACUUCAGUACAUAACAUUGCAUAAGGAGGCACAUUUCUCUCGGUUGACUUUCCCUCUACAAGUGCACCCGAGAAGGGGUACAGCUGGCAGCUUGCUGUUGAGAACCUUGGCUUGGUGUUUUCUUACUCAGCUUCUGCUCAACAAUAGGAAAUCUUGAAAUACCUGGCCACAUCAUAUAGAUGGAGGAAAAGCAUGACCAAAUUGCUUGUCUUACAAUUUUGUUUUUCACUUCAUCAAAAAGAUUCCAGUGCAGUUUAAUGCAUGAGAGGUUGGGUUUUCUAGGUAAGCAACUUCAAGGUUUGUUGCCCACGUUUUUGCGUGUGAUGCAUGCAGUGUUCUGACAACUAAUUGUAACAACAACCUCCAAAAUCUAGUUAAGUUCUGCUGUUGAAUGACACGAAACCAUGAAUUUUAUUCCGAGGACUAGCGAGACUUCUUAAAAGUCAGGAACGUUGGUUAAGCCAGCUAGGAAAUUGGGAGCAUACUGCGCCAAAAUACUAAGAGAAAGGAGUAGUAGCUUUGUAGCUAGGAGAAACAUGCAACUGUAUGGAUAAGCACAACUGACCCAAUGCUCUACAUCAGACUGGAAAUGAUUCACAAUAUUGUCCCAAAAACACUUUGGGAUGUGACAGCAACUGUUUUGAAGGUUGUUGUAGUACAACAAAGACGUUCUCCCCCAACCAAAUGGUAUGCAGGCACCUGCCCAUCUAUAUAUGAAUUAAGUCUGUUGUAUGACUCCUUAUUGCAAUAGCUGUGUUGAACCUAGAUUCCCCUAGUGUGCUAGUACCUUAAUUAACAGUUGCUUUGAAUAAAAUUCUAUUACGUUUCUUAGAACCUCUUAAUCCUCGCUUAAUUACAAGCUCAAUUUUUCCUCCCAGUACUUUGUUUCUCUGCUGUACCUCCUGAGUGAUUGGCUUAUGGCAGACUCUGAAUCCAUAGCCAGAUGGCUUGACAAAUUGGCUGACAAAAACUCAGUUGUGUACAGAGUUGAAGUUGCAAUUAAUUUGGGCUUUCUACAAUCCAUAUCUAUCUAUCUAUUUACAGUAUAUCAGGAAUGGGGCACCGAUAGCUGGGGUCAAGAAGAGGUGGAAGUCCAAAAUCCUCUGCAGAGGCACAGAUCCUAAUUUGAAUAUCUGUUGUUGUUGUUGUUGUUGUUGCUGUUGUUGUUGUUUAGUCGUUCAGUGUCCAACUCUUUGUGACCCCAUGGACCAGAGCACGCCAGGCACUCCUGUCUCCCUCAGUUUGGUCAAACUCGUGCUGGUAGCUUCGAGAACACUGUCCAACCAUCUCGUCCUCUGUCGUCCCCUUCUCCUUGUGCCCUCCAUCUUUCCCAACAUCAGGGUCUUUUCCAGGGAGUCUUCUCUUCUCAUGAGGUGGCCAAAGUAUUGGAGUCUCAGCUUCAGGAUCUGUCCUUCCAGUGAGCACUCAGGGCUGAUUUCCUUCAGAAUGGAUAGGUUUGAUCUUCUUGCAGUCCAUGGGACUCUCAAGAGUCUCCUCCAGCACCAUAAUUCAAAAGCAUCAAUUCUUCGGUGAUCAGCCUUCUUUAUGGUCCAGCUCUCACUUCCAUACAUCACUACUGGUUUGAAUAUCUAUACCCUCUUUUUAUGUGACCUCUUUUGCUCAUCUUCAAGAAGUAUCUCCAGCUACUCGGUUUCUGUGGCAGUAUCUUGCCCUAGCUUCUCGAAGAAACUACAUGCAUGGCAGUUCUGAAGCAGACUUGACAAGUUCAUCCAGGAUUAAAGAUUCUAUGGCAGUUAGGAAGACAGUUGAGAGUCCUGGACAAAUAGCAAGGAAUCUGCAUGAUUCAGGGUGUGGAUGUAAGAAAUGGCCUCUUCUGACUCUUAGAAAAUAAUCUGGCUUUUUAAAUAACCCCUUUCCUAGAAUGACAAGCCAAGGGACACCAGGUAUGGCAUGAAAGCAAUAGCUGUCCCCCACAGUUUUGUCAUCCAUCAUCUUGCAUUCAAACACAUGCAACCUCUGGAAACUGGCUGAUGAUAUCCCUUCGUAUAUUUGUGGAUCCAUGCAGAUAUUGUUGGUUUAUGCUGUGGGGGGGUAGGUGGGGGUGACAGCUCCUCACUUUAUGCAAGAGUUCCUAUUUCCUUGGCAUCUUCUGAGUGAUGAGCCAUAAAUUUAUGUGCCCUUACUUUUUUUCCCCUCCUGAAUUUGGGUGGUGUUGUAUCUUGAACAUGAGAGUGACCUGCCAACGCGUCCAUGUCUUGAGUUUGGUUGUAACAAAUAAAAUAAUUCUGAUUCUGUGUUGUCCUCAUUCAGAAUGGCUUUUCUGUGAUGCAGCUUUGCUAAGCUCUUGAGAAGUAUGUAGGCAUCAGCAGUCAAACUUUGGCUGUUAGUGGUUCACUGUCCUAGAGACACUUUUUUUAUAUAUACCAAAAAUUUUUAAAAAUGGGGAUAUGAAUGGGAUAAACUCAUGGAUGUGUCUGUCAGAAUCCUGGGACAGAUAGAUACAAAUACAGUGGUACCUCGGGUUAAGUACUUAAUUCGUUCUGGAGGCCCGUUCUUAACCUGAAACUGUUCUUAACCUGAAGCACCACUUUAGCUAAUGGGGCCUCCCACUGCUGCUGCGCCGCCACCACGCGAUUUCUGUUCUCAUCCUGAAGCAAAGUUCUUAACCCAAGGUACUAUUUCUGGGUUAGCAGAGUCUGUAACCUGAAGCGUAUGUAACCUGAAGCGUCUGUAACCCGAGGUACCACUGUAUUACACUUUGGCGAGUCCUACCAGAGAGGCAUCCUGACUAACUGAUAACAAGGCUAAUUUCCUUCCUAGUGUUUGAAUUGCUUUAGAUGGGUACCCCAAAUCCCAUACCCCUUCCUGCUUCAUGUGCAGCUACCAACGGGCAGUGAAUUCUGCCUUCUCCCAUUGGCCAGGGGACCAAAGAACUGCUGGAAGGUGCUCUCUGCUCCACAAGCAUCAUGGCAAUGGGUAGAUCAACCUGGUCCCAUCCAUCAGUGAAGAAGAGGCUGCAGAUAUCUUGUUUGUGUCCCCCCGGUAGAAAACAUGCUUGUAAGAAACUUGAAACUAAGAACUAGUGCUUGACUAUGCUUUUUUCCUCCCCGCCAUCAUCCCCUCCUUUUCCUCGUCUUCUUGUAUAGUGUAUUUUAGACAGUAAGCCUGAGGGCAUCUUAUUAUUGAUCAUGGUAAACUGCUCUGUGAGCCUUUUGGCUGAAAAGUGAGGUUUUUAAAAAUGCAGUACAAAGAGCUACACAUGCAGUAGGUUUUUUCCCCCUCCCCCAACAUCCCCCAAGUUGACCAUAAGAGGGAUUGCUGCUCCAGGUAUCUCUCACCCUAGUUUUGCCAUCCGUAAAUGGGUUUUGCUAUUGAUUCAUGCACGAAACGUGUGCGUUUUGUAUCGCAGCGAAUGAUGCCUUUUUGAGGCUUUCCACCUUCUUGAAAACAUUGUUUAUCUAUAAUAAUAAUAAUAAUAAAUUUUUAUUUAUGCCCCGCCCUUCCCGGUUCAGAAAACCGGGCUCAGGGCGGCUAACAACAAAUUUAAAACACUUAAUUGAUGCAACAAAAAACAGCAUAAAAUACAGUAUAAAACGUGAAUAACAAUAAAUUCAGAAUUCAAAAAUCAAUUUAGGGGGGAAAUCCAUCCAAUAAAUAUUAGAUGAUCACCAGGGCUAGCUGGCUAAAUUUGUCCUAUUUGGGCCAGCGAGGAGACCAGGGGAGAAUUAGCUGUUGGAUCCCAGAGCGGGUAAUCUUCAUAAAAAGGAGAGGGAAGGGGAAUAAAAGAUCAGGCUAAGUUCAAAUUGAAAGCCAGGCGGAAUAGCUCUGUCUUACAGGCCCUGCAGAAGGAAGUAAAGUAAAGACAAAACAAUGAAUCAAUUCACAUGCCGUGGAUCGCUUUUCUUGCAGGUUCUCUGACAGAGAGGUUGACCUACAAGGCAACAGAUACGCGCUAGAGAUCAACAUGACUGCCCCAGGUCAGCAGCAUACGACAAUUGUCAACCCUCCCCCUCCAGAAUACAUCAAUGCCCAAGGAACUGGCCGCUUGACCAAUCAGCUUCAGUAUUUGCAGAGGGUGCUCAUGAGAGCGAUGUGGAGACAUAACUUCUCCUGGCCGUUUCACCAGCCGGUAGACGCUGCAGGCCUAAACCUCCCGGUAAGAGUUUACUAUGCUUAAACAGAAAUAUGAAUAGUUAAGGAAGAUGCAGGGAUACACGUGUCUGAACUUGUAGCUCAUCUUUCAGUGAGAAACUCUGGUGAUGCAAGCACAUCAGCCUUAAAGGUAAAGGGACCCCUGACCAUUAGGUCCAGUUGUGACCGACUCUGGGGUUGCGGCGCUCAUCUCAAUUUAUUGACCGAGGGAGCCGGCAUACAGCUUCCGAGUCAUGUGACCAGCAUGACUAAGCCGCUUCUGGCGAACCAGAGCAGCGCACGGAAACGCCGUUUACAUUCCCGCCAGAGCGGUACCUAUUUAUCUACUUGCACUUUGAUGUGCUUUCGAACUGCUAGAUGGGCAGGAGCAGGGACCAAACAACGGUAGCUCACUCCGUCGCGGGGAUUCGAACCGCCAACCUUCUGAUCGGCAAGUCCUAGGCUCUGUGGCAAAUUCUUGAACUUCCUCUCUCUCGCUGUUAUCACAUAUGGCAAACUGAAGUAGGUGUUCCUGCAUAAUAGAGCAGUCUUAUCCCUGACCAGGCGGCAAAAUGGUAUAGCCACUGUUGCUCACAUCAUCCAGAGGAAAGGUGGGGAUACGCAUAGCCCUGCUCAGUACAGCACCAGUCUCGAUUGUGUGGGAAUGUUGUGAACAGUAGGAGAGGAUAUAUUGAUUAAAUAUUAUCCUUCUUAACUUACGCUAGUGAGCUGGUAGCAGAGCACAUUCCCUUGCACAUUGCUGGAAGCAAGUUGGUCGAUUUGUUUGAAUCUCCUGAGUUAAGCAAUCCAGUCUGGCUUGUCCAGAUUGGAUUUCUUCCUGGUAAAUUCCCCUUUUAUCCCUCUUAAAAAGAAUAAAGCAAAGCAGUCUUCUCUUAAAAGUAAUAAGGAGUUUAUUCUCAUUCAGUUCACAGUAGGUUCCCUGAAGGGCAGGCUUUAGCUUGUAGUUACAGAAGAGCGUGUGGGUUAAUCUCAUAUGGGGACUGAGCCCAUGUGCUGCUGGCUGAGAGCCAGCAGACAGCAAAAGGCAUCAAGAUGGGUCCAGAGAAAAAUGGAGGAAACGGAAGGUGGCUGUGUGACCAGACCCUUUAUAGGAUCUGCCAGGGUCGCACCUGACCACACGCAGGGGUAGGAUGCUCCAGACCAGGUGUGACAGGAAGUCGUCCUGGCUGGAUCAACAUUCCCCUGUGUGUCUACUCUCGGCAAACAGGAAAUGUUGUAUUUGACUGCUUCGGUGAUAUUACACCCCACAGAUUGGACCCAAUGCCAUCAGCAGGGUUGGUCUGAAAUCUAGUGGAUUCUGGACUGGCUCCCGUGAAGUCCCAUUUUUGGGGCUUCCUGUGGACCAUUGCCCAGUGGGAAUCCCUCCAGAGCUCAGCACCAGAUGAAUGAUCACUCCAUGGAUGGAACAUGGUGGAGAGGUUUUGGGCUGGGUGAAAGGAGUUAUUUCUGUAUCCAUCUCACUUGGCAUGGUGGAUUGGGUUUUUGAAUUGCUACUCAAGUGAUUUAAGAGGAGGGCGUUUCUUCAUGAACAUGAGCACACUCCUUGUUAAUAUAGUUAAUAUAGUUUUAAAAAGUAUCAGUAAAAACGAGAGCAACCAUAGAUGGUGAGAUGCUCUUAGGAAUGCAGCUGUUGUGUAUUUCUAAAUACAAAUACACUGCGGUAUAUAAUGCAACUUUUAAUGCACAAUAAUAGAAUCUUAAUGCCGCAAGGCACCAAAUAUUAAAACAUAUCGCUAUCAAUUAUAAAUAAUUACAUCUGAUAAAGUAUAAGAUACUACUGUCAAUAAGAUUGAAGCAAAUUGGCUAGAAAUUGUCAUGAUAAAAGAAAAUCACAUACAUUGUAUAUGUAGGAAAUGGUCUGCAGCAAUGUGUGAAAACACCCUAGUUCAAUGUGGAGAAGCAACGAAAUAAUUACAGCUAUGUGGUAUUUAUUCUAUUUGAUGGCAAUUAUUUUUUCAGCAGUUGCUAUAUAAAAUAAAAAAAAUGAAAUCUCUAAGAACUUCUUCAUAAUGAAGAGUAAGGCUUCUCCCUUAAACACAAAUCCAUAAUUCAUACUUGUAAAAUAAUUAAUGUGACUAUAUUAUAUAUGGCCUUGCCCUCUUAAGUUCCCCUAUAUUAUAAUUAGUGCUAUCAAUCAAUUAAUCAAAACAUUCACAAAUUUCACUCUUCAACCUUCUUGGUCCACUAUCCAAUCAAUCAAAUUAAAAUACAUUGUCUCUGAACAAAACCUCUGUAUUUUAGAUACUGAAGGACGUGUAACAUAAAUUGAACUGGCAAAAAUUCACUCAUCGUAGGAAGAAAAGCCCAUAAUAGCUGCAUUUCAUUUCCUAUUACAGUAACUCAUUGGAACUGAAAGAAAGGAAAAGAUAGCUGUUAACUUUCAGCAAUACCAAUUACAAAUUUGCUGACCAAUUAAAAUAGGUCCCUUUUGAUUAAUCUUAAGUCAUCUUCCAGUUUACUGAAAGACUAUGUAAUCAUAACUGAUUUUGGUGCUUAUCAGUAUUCAGCCUUUUCUUUUUUCCUGACUAUUUAUUGGCUGAACUAUAACAUGCAUACUUCGUCUGUGGCCUUUCUCUUCAAAAAUCAUUGCAGGGCUUGGAUAUUGUCAGUGAAGGCUAAACCCCUCAGACACGUUUCUGUUUUUCUUGACAAACUCAAAUGGUCAGUUUGUCCAAAAGUGCUUUCAAAGUGAAUGUCACCUUACAUUUCUGGUGUUGGAUUUCCAAAGAAGCUGUCACUUGAGGUUAAUAUUAGAGGAACUAGCCCUGGGCCUCUUCUGCCUCUUCAGAUUUCUAAGGGAGACACUUAAAACGUAUUUCAUAUACAUGUAAGAGCAUUGUACCAUCAACCUUGGCUUGUCAUCUAUGAACAACUUUUUGGCGAAUGCUACAGACAAAAUUGUUCCUUAUCUGUACCUCUCUACCUGUGGCUGUGUGUCAGUUUCUUCCACUAACUGCUUGUCUGGAUUAAAAUAUACUUAUAUUUGUUGGGUCUGGGGGUGUAUAUAAACUAAAAUUCAGGGUGCCCCUAGAAACACCCCUAAACUGGGUACGCAGCUACAGUGCAUCUGGGUUUUACUUGGCCUUAAGCAUCGCGCUGUGGGUUAAACCACAGAGCCUAGGACUUGUCGAUCAGAAGGUCAGCGGUUCGAAUCCCCGCGACAGGGUGAGCUCCCGUUGCUCAGUCCCUGCUCCUGCCAACCUAGCAGUUCGAAAGUACGUCAAAGUGCAAGUAGAUAAAUAGGUACCGCUCCAGCGGGAAGGUAACGGCGUUUCUGUGCGCUGCUCUGGUUCGCCAGAAGCGGCUUAGUCAUGCUGGCCACAUGACCCACCCGGAAGCUGUAUGCCGGCUCCCUCGGCCAAUAAAGCGAGAUGAGCACUGCAACCCCAGAGUCGUCCGUGACUGGAUCUAACACUCAGGGGUCCCCUUUACCUUUACCUUUUAAGCAUCAACGAGGUGCUGGAGAAGAUGUUAAGAUCUAGGAACAGUUCUAUAGGAAUAGUGGGAAUAAUUCACGAGUUAAAUUGUUUUGGAAAGCUGUGUUUUGUUCCUAAUUAUAGAAGGCACAAUCACACCACCCCCGCAAUUCAUUAGCUGUCCGAAACCUUUCUCCAGAGGAAAAAUGUGUUUUCCCUACAUCACCACCUGCUUGCUUUAAGAAUUGCUCAGAUGGUGUGUACUUGACUUUAGCCAUAUAAAUGCCGUUUUUCCUCUUACACCCAAUCCACUGCCAUAAAUUAAGCAGAUUUCAGUAAGGCUUUGGACAGUAAGGUUAUAUUUUGCUCUGAACACCUUUUUUCAAUAUGCAAAAGUUUUCCCCUCCAAGACACAAGACAGGAGUCUAUGGUUACGGCAACUAACUGCGCUUCUAAGUCAUGGUACUCUAACAUUUCUUUCUCUCUCUCUCUUUAAAAAAAAACCUUCAAACAGGAUUAUUAUAGCAUUAUUAAAAAUCCAAUGGACUUGACUACAAUUCAGAAACGUCUGGAACACACAUGUUACACUUCUGCUGCAGAAUGCAUUGAAGAUUUUAAAACUAUGUUUGCAAAUUGCUAUUUGUAUAACAAGGUAUGUAUGAUGUACAGCCAAAGGUGGCAGUUCUUUGGAUUUCUUUGCAAUGGUCUAUAAGGGCUACUUGGGAUUAUUUAAUGUCAGCAGAAUCAUCAGUUGUUUUCAUAAAUAAUUUUUUGCCCGCCCUUCAUCCUAAGGUCCCAGGGUUGGUUACGACAAUUUAAAAUACAGCCUUUUUAAACAACUUAUAGUUGCAAAAGUAGAGUGGAUUCUUAAAACAGACAUUUAAUUGUAAUGAUGGGAUACUCCACUUCUGUUUUCUUUCUUUUUUUACUCUACUCAAAUACAGUACCUGAACACCAUCAAAAACAUGCAUAAACAUUUGCACACGUCUCCUGCUGCUCCACUUCCUGGCAGUUGUUCCACACACCCCCUCUCAAUUAUUUGUUAUAAAAGGUUUUGUUUCAUCAAAUCAUAGAAUUGUAGAGUUGGAAGGGAUCCUGAGGAUCAUCUACUAAUCCGAUUGGCUGCAGUGCAGGAAUAGGCAGCUGUCCCAUACAGGGAUCAAACCUGCAACCUGGGCGUCACCAGCACCAUGCUCUAACCAGCUGAACUAUCCAAGUUGGUGUUGUUGCAUUUGUGCACCCAUUCACCUAAACCAGCGUUUUCCAAACUUGGGACUCCAGCUGUUUUGGGACUGCAAUUUCCAUCAUUCCCUAGCCAUUGGUCCUGCUAGCUAGGGAUGAUGGGAGUUGUAGUCCAAAAACAGCGGGAGACCCAAGUUUGGGAAACCAUGACCUGUUCGCUUUGCCUGCUUCUAGAAGCAGCUAAACCAGGCUCCUUCAGUGUCCUGCCUCAACCUGCUUUACAUAUCCACCUUUCCUAUAAUCCGCAUCAAAUUCAGCUGCAUAUGUAUGUUUAAAGGUAAAGGGACCCCUGACCAUUAGGUCCAGUCGUGACUGACUGGGGUUGCGGCGCUCAUCUCGCUUUAUUGGCCGAGGGAGCCGGCGCACAGCUUCCGGGUCAUGUGGCCAGCAUGACUAAGCUACUUCUGGUGAAACGCACGGAAACGCUGUUUACCUUCCUGCUGGAGUGGUACCUAUUUAUGUACUUGCACUUUGACGUGCUUUCGAACUGCUAGGUGGGCAGGAGCAGGGACCAAGCAACGGGAGCUCACCCCGUCGCAGGGAUUCAAACUGCCGACCUUCUGAUCAGCAAGUCCUAGGCUCUGUGGUUUAACCCACAGCACCACCCGGGUACAAUUUCAGGAACGAGGCACUUUGCAGGGAAUGAAAACCCAUGUCUAUGUAACCUGUACUUCUAGGAUACUAAAAAAAAUUGUCCAGUAGCACCUUAGAGACCAACUAAGUUCGUUCUGGGUACAAGCUUUCGUGUGCAUGCACACUUCUUCAGAUUUCGUGUCCCUGCACACAAAAGCUUAUACCCAGAACGAACUUAGUUGGUCUCUAAGGUGCUACUGGACAGUUUUAUUUAUUUCGACUGCGUCAGACCAAGAUGGCUACCUUCCUGAAUCUAGAAUUCUAGGAUACAACUGUUUUGUAGGAGCUGGUGUUAUUGGAGUCCUUCAGCUGUUCCUAAGUCAGCUCUUUGCAAAGGGUGGAGACCUCUCGGAUGAGCUGCAAUGGAAACACAAACCCUGGGAUUGCUGCCAUAGUGCCCCAUUCUCUCUAAUGAGCCCUGAGCUCUGUGACUUAAAAAAUAAAAACAAACCAGUCCCUGCCCGCUGACUCGCAGCUGAAUGUAAUGUGAAUGUUAGUCUAGCAUAACAAGCAUCUUGAUCUCAUGUGUAAUGCUUGUCUUGCAGCCCGGUGAUGACAUUGUUUUCAUGGCCCAAGCGUUAGAAAAAGUCUUUCUGCAGAAAGUUGCACAGAUGCCUCCCGAGGAGAAAAUAGUGGUGGUCAAUAAAGGGAGAAGGAAAGGGAAAAGAACAGACGGUAAGAAAAGUAAUUGAGUGAAGGUCUGUGACUGGAAUGUGGCACCAAUGGAAGUGGCCAUAAAAUAUUGCAUUCUGGAGAGAAGCUUUUCCAAUGGAAAACAUCUAAAACAAAGAGUAAACAACUGAGACUUAUUUAUGGCUGAGGACAAGAUUUAGUAGUCAGAUUCGACAGAACUGUUGUAGGAUAAAGAAUAUGCUGCUUUCAGGGCUGAUUAAAUAUAGGAAAAUCGAACGAUUGAAGUGGGAAAUCUUACAUCUAACACAUGAGAGAUUAAAACAGGAAAUAUUGUAUCUAAGCUAUUGUACCAUAGCUUAAGUCUCUGAGCUGGUUCUAGUUGACAAACUUUCUUAAGAUUUUCUCCCAAUACAGUGGUACCUCUGGUUACGUACUUAAUUCGUUCCAGAGGUCCGUUCUUAACCUGAAACUGUUCUUAACCUGAGGUACCACUUUAGCUAAUGGGGCCUUCCGCUGCUGCCGCCGCAUGAUUUCUGUUCUCAUCCUGAAGCAAAGUUCUUAACCUGAGGUACUAUUUCUGGGUUAGUGGAGUCUGUAACCUGAAGCAUAUGUAACCUGAAGUGUAACCCGAGGUACCACUGUAUCUAAAUUAGGUUUAAUUCUAGUCUACCACUAAGGAAAUAAGGCCAAAAGCAAUCAGCGUUUACUAUAUGACAAAGGGACCUUACAAUAUUGAUAUAUUGUAAUAUAUAUUCAGUGCUGACAAUACAAAUGUACCUUUUAAAUGGUGCAUUGUGCUAACUGCUUCCUCUAGUACAGUGUUUUCCAAACUGGGGUCUCCCACUGUUUUUAGACUACAACUCCCAUCAUCCCUAGCUAGCAAGACUGGUGGUCAGGAAUGAUGGGAAUUGUAGUUCAAAACAGCUGGAGUCUCAAGUUUGGGAAACACUGAUCUAGUAGUACUCAUCUGACAUGUUUAAUGCCUUCUCAGUCAAAUAAGACCAUGAUGGAUGUUUUAGUUGCUCUAACAGUAGAUGGAUAAUUGGAAAAUAUGGAAGUACACAUAUAUUGUAUUACCAUUUGGAACGCUCAAGGGGGAAAAAUGCCCAAGAAAAGUAUUGCCAAUGUUAAAUAAAUUUUCCUGUUUUUUGUUUUGUUUUUUAAUUUAAUGGGGCUUAUUUAUCACUUAAUCAUCAAAACGGCUAAGCAUUUUACAUAAAACAAUAUCAUAUAUUCAAAAACAAUGCCCUAUAUCCAUUAGCAAUAUCAACGAUACCAGUAAAAUUGAAUUUUAAAAAGAAUUUGACUGUAGUUUUCAAAAUACAAGUGAAAUCAGCAUUUAAGAAAAUGUACCUAAUAAAAUAAAAUUGUGUGGUAAAAUAGCUGCCAAAACUAUGUGUUUAGUUAUAACUGUUUAUAGGAUGGGUUACUGCAAAAGUUUUGGGUGCACAUUGGGUUUAUUUUGGGGAGAAUCCUAUACAGUAAUACUAGACUGUUGCCAUUUGGGGGUGGAAUUCCAUCACACACUGGCAAGUUCAGAACGCACAAUUCUAGUUGCUUGGGAGGUCUUCUGCAACAAAUCUGCUUUCCUAAAAGAUCAAGCUUUUUGCAGUAAGUAAAGUGAAGGAGAGAUACACUGGAAAAGGUGGGAUAACUCUUGCUUAGAUGCAACCUCAUCUCAUCUCCCCACAAACAAAUCGGAACGAAUACUUACCAUACUUUUCGCUCUAUAGGACGCACUUUUUACCCUCUAAGGGGAAAUGUGUGUGCGUCCUAUGGAGCGAAUGCAGGCUCCUUGGCUUCAGUGAUAGCAACGGGAAGCCUCCGAAGCACAGAGGGAGCGCUCCCUCCGCGCUCCGGAGCCUUCGCGUUGCUUUCGCUGAAGCCUGGAGAGUGAGAGGGGUUGGUGCGCACCGACCCCUCUCGCUCUCCAGGCGUCAGGGAUAGCCGCCUGAAGCCUGCGGAGUGCAGCGCGAGUUCUCACUGCGCUCCACAGGCUUCGGGUUCCUUUUGCUGAAGCCAGGAGUGCAAGACUCUCCUGGCUUCAGCAGAGAGGGAGAGCUGCGCAGCGCCCCUUCAGCCAAGCGGGAGGAGAAAUGGAAGGGGCUCCGUUUCUCCUGCCGCUUUGCUGAAGGGGCGCUGAGCAGAGAGGGGGAGAAUUUUUUUUCUUGCUCUCCUCCUCUAAAACAAGGUGCGUCCUAUGGUCGGGUGCGUCCUAUAGAGCUUAAAAUACGGUACUUAAUUAGCUGACAUAAUCUAAGCUCUCUGCAGACAAAUCAUGAUACAAACUGUGAGUGCUGAUACUUAUAGAGGAAAAACAGCUCCACCCCUAUACACAAGGAAAGUAUCGGCAUAUUCGGAGGGGGGGGGAUCCCAAAAUUUGCAGAAGUACCUCCAAAAGGCUUCCAGGCUGUGACAGUAGACGAGUUAGCAAAGAAUCUUUAAAAAGACCAGUUUUUGGAGCGCUGUUAGGACUCCUUUGCUCAUACAGCUUUGCUUAAUUUCCUUAGCGCCUGAUGCAGGAAUCCUGCAACUUAACCAAAGCCAACAGCCAAAACAGGCUAAGAAAGUGAAGCCGCCUCAGAUGAUGACUCUGGCGCCGCAGCAAAAUGCCCCAGAACUGUCACCGGUGACUCCGCCAUCAAACGUAAUGCCAGCUACUGAAAUGGCAGUGAAAGGGGUAGGUUCUAAAAAGGUGGGUGUUUUCCUGGCCAUCUGGUGGUAUGGCUUUUGGUACAGAGUAUAAUAUGGGUACCAAAAUGAAAAGAGGGAAGCUGGAGAUGUUUAAAAGAAUGGAAUCUGACCCCAUAAGAAGAUGCUUAACACAACAACAGAGAUGUUGGCCAGUGGUAAAAAGAUGGUAAAGGGACCCCUGACCAUUAGGUCCAGUCGUGGACGACUCUGGGGUUGCGGUGCUCUUCUCGCUUUAUUUGCCGAGGGAGAUUGGCAGGAGCAGGGACCGAGCGACGGGAGCUCACCCCGUCGCGGGGAUUCGAACUGCCAACCUUCUGAUCUGCAAGACCUAGGCUCUGUGGUUUAACCCACAGCACCACCCGUGUCCCAGUGGUAAUUACUGCUAAAUAUGAACUAAGGCCUCUGAAAUAAUUCUAGAUUUAAAUGACUGGAAACAAUGGAUUUAAAACUAAAUUUUAUUUUAUUUUUUACAAUAAGUUUUGUUAGUUUUCAGUUACAAUAAUCCAGUGGUAGCGUCAUCAUAACAAUGCCAAAUUAUAAUGCAAUUACUAAUCCCAAUCAUUCAGAUGCCAAAUUAUAUAAUUUAGGUGGCCUAAAUUGUUUCUGCGUUCCAAAAUCUUACUCAUCUCAAUUACAGUCCAUUCAAAAUAACAACCCCUUAUACAAAAACUGCAGUAUUAACAAUAUCCAUUCAUCUUGACACAUUAAAUUAUUUAGUUUAUAAGUGUAGCAUUCAAACAAUAUCCUUAUUCCUCCUGUGUGUGACAAUUAUUCUAUCCGUGGUGUUCUUCCUUGUCCUUGUGAAAGGUUAUAUCUUAUUUUUUCCUAGCCAUUGCUGCUCUCCAACAUGUCUUGGGCGGAGCUAAUAGCCCAUUGUUGUUUCAGAAGUUCUCCAUUACUCCUUCCCUGUGGUUCAUUAUUUUACCACUUCAACAAAACUAAAUUUUAAGAAGGUGGUGUGGUUCUUGCUGCUACACAACCUAUUAUUGCCCGGUGCUAAUUCGGUAUUGUUUCAGAAUCUCCAUUCAUCCCAGUAGCCGGACUCUGGCUUUGCUCACAUUAUUUCACGAUGGCAUAACAUAAUUAGGAUCUAAACUAUGAUUCUACGGCCAACAAAUGAAUGGAUUUUUCUCUGUGGCGCCUAAGAGGGCUCCUGUUGCAUCAUGGAUGGUGGGUCUUGACAAAUAACGAAAAAUUUAGCAAACCCAGAAGGCAGUCCACAACAACAGCCUAACAACAGUGCAAUGCUUGUUGCUGCACAAUGGGGGUGUGUGUAUGAGAUGACAUACUGUAGGGCACAGAUUAACUCAUUUGCGAGGGCCAAACACAAAGUGCUUUAAUCUUCCAAAAUCAUUUUCUUGAUGUAGAAGGAGCUACAGGGCCUGUUAAACAAGGAGGGUGCUGUCCAAUCUCAGGUGAGAAGGAGUUCCACAGGCCUGGGCCCACUGAAAUUGAACAGUGUUGGUUCAAGGCAACAAAUAAGUAUAAAAAGGAGAAUUCCGGAAUGCCUAGUUUGGGACAAGUACUCCUUGAUGAGAGAACCCCAGCAGAAAUUUUAAAUCACAACAAAAAUAUAUAGCCAAAUAUGUUUUCUGUGAACCGCCCUGAGACCUCCAGGUAUAGCAUAUAAACUCAAUUAAUAAUAAUAAUAAUAAUAAUAGCAAAGAAAAGCAUGGAAAUAUAGUUUGUUAGGCCUUUAAAACAAGCCUUUCCAAGUGAGUUCCUCUUCCCCAGCAUAGGAAAAGAAGACAUGUUUAGUAAGUUAAAAACUGUUUAGUUACAAACACUUCAAAGGUCAGGUUUAUGUGCUUUUCCAUAUCGGUCAAAAAGGUUGCACAGGCAGUAAAACUUAGUUUAGUUCCAAAGUGGUGAAAGUUCCUAAAUUAUUGGUAUAGGAACUCGAGAGUGGCUUGUGAGAGACAUGUGGUCUGAGUUUGGAGCAAUUAGCUCAGACCACACAUGUUGAACUUCUCAGGUAGACUGGUCAAUAGGCUUGAUUGCCCAUUUCCUCUCAAUGUAAGGGAAGUGGACAUAGCUAAGCCUGGCAGGACAGCUUACUCUAUGGUAUUAACCCCUUCAUGUACUAAUUAGUCUGAAGCAUGUUGGUUUAUAUGAAGGUGGUUAUCCCACAGAAUGCACAGCUCCUAGUAUGAGCCCUGCAUCUGAGCCAUAGGGGACCACAGUCUCCCCCCAAUAUCUCAGUGAUCAUUUUGGUGGUGAUGAGUACACUAACCAAGGUGGGGUGAGAACCACCUCACCUGGAUACAGUGCAACAACUAAAUAAUCAGUAUGCAUUUCCUGUAUAAAUGGUCUUCUGAAAGGGAAAUAAAUCUAUAGUGAAGUCUUGGUUUUUUUUAUCUCCCUCCUAACUUCCUAAAAGAUACUAAAUAUAUAUCUUAGGUUGAGACCUGCCUAUUUCACCCAAGUUCUUGGGAAAAAUCUGAAAGGAAUUGGCUGAAAUAAAUAAAGAAGUCUAGCAUCAUACUGGUCAUAGUUGGAUUUAUAACUGCUUUAUUUCAAAGGUUCAUCAAACAAAUGUGAAUGUUGUAGCUGUUUUCUUUAUUAAAGCCUGUGUUUCUGUAUCAAAAAGGGUGUGAAAAGGAAAGCAGAUACCACUACUGCCAUCAUCACAGCGAGCAGUGAAUCCUCUCCAUCGCCCAAUGAACCCAAAAUCAUCAAGAUCUCCUCUCGGGAAGAACGCGAAGAGUACCUCUCAAAAAGAGACUUGCCAGACUCCCAGCAGCCACUCGAACCCAUGAAAAAUGUCAGGCUAACAGAACCUCUGAAAUACUGUAACGAGAUCAUUAGAGAAAUGUUCUCAAAGCAUCACGCAGUGUAUGCUUGGCCCUUUUAUAAGCCAGUAGACGUUACAGCCUUGGGACUUGAAGACUAUCAUGAUGUUAUUAAGCACCCUAUGGAUCUUGAAACUAUUAAAGUGAGUGGGGGGGGCGCAGGGCAUAGUGAGUGCAUUUGGAGGCUAGUCCUGCGAAUUCUUCAAAUUUUGACAUUUGUAUUUUUGGAUUUUUAAAGGGUUAAAAAGAAGGCAAUUUCUAACAGCCACACAAGCUAGAGUAUGGAACAACUGAAGGCUGGCUGUAUUAUAUUUGCAGGGCAGGAGACGAAGUACUGGCAACCCCUAUGCCCAAACCAUUUCUCAUGCUUUCCCCCUGCCCCUUUCCCCUGCUGUACCAAUUGGCCCCUCAGCUGCCAACCUGGAGGAGUUAGAGGGUUGUAUCCAUACCCUAAGUGGCUCUUUGGUAACUAGCUAUUGACUGGGCUUUGGUGGAAGCAGCCAAGAUGAAAAUGUCCAAGGUGGAAGAACCUUUGCAUUACGAUUGCUCUUAAUAUCCAUCAUGCAUGCACUGUGUACUAAACACUGAGCAGAAGACUGGCAUGAUUCCUGCCAGAGGAGUCGAUGUACCAGACAUGCGUUGGGGAAGGAACAUAGGAUGAUGUGAAGCUGCAUUAGUCAGUCUAGCUCAGUACUGACCAGCAGCAGUUCUGAGAUUUCGGGCAGAGGUCUCUCCUAGCCCUACCUGGAGAUUGAACCUGUGAUGUCCUGCAUGCAAAGCAGCAAAGUGGUCCACCUCUGAGUGUACGAUUGACGCUCAUUUGUGGGAGGAAGAGCAUCAUCAGGGGCUAUUAAGAGAUGGACGGCUUUUAGAGAGCGCGGAGAAAGGCAGAAAGAGGGAAAGAUUUUGUUAAGCGUGGUGAGCAGCAGAAUGACCACCAAGGCAGAAACUGAAUGUGUGUUUUCAGCAUGUAGUGUAAUAAUAAUAAUAAUAAUAAUCUGGCUGGGUUUCUCCAGCCACUCUGGGUGGCUCCCAACAGAAUUAAUGAUAAUAAUAAUAAAGUGAUAAAACACCAGACAUUAAAAACUUCUCAAAACAUGGGCUGCCUUCAGAUGUCUUCUAAAAGUCAGACAGUUGUUUAUUUCUUUGACAUCUGGUGGGAGGGCGUUCCACAGGGCGGGCGCCACUACCGAGAAGGCCCUCUGCCUGGUUCCCUGUCACCUCACUUCUUGCAGUGAGGGAACCGCCAGGAGGCCCUCGGAGCUGAACAAUGGGGGUGGAGACGCUCUUUCAGGUAUACUGUAUGCUUUAACGAUCACUCUGGCAACUCUAUUUCAGUUUAAUAUGCAUUACCAAGCAUAUUUCCCCCACUUUCCGGAACCUUCUGCAGCUAGUGCAGGAGAAAUCACUCUUCCCCCUAUGCUGUGAACACAUUAGUCCACAGGUGGCAAAAAAAUGCAGCAUAGCCAAAAUAAUAAAAUUUGUUGCCAACGAUCUGUUUGUGAUAUCUGUAUCACCAUUUUAAAGUUUUGAGCUCUUCUCUAGAAACAUCAUAAGAUGUAAAUGUGUAUCGGUCCCUCUUUAAGUUGACUAAACAGUAUAUACUUGAUAAGCCAAGUACAACAGUGGAUGGCUGUUAGAACUUGCAAUAUCCUUAUUUGGGCAGAUAUCUGGGGUUCAGGUCAUAAUCCCCCACAUAUUAAAUUUAUAGGAUUAAAAUAAAUGGUGUCUGUAAUUGGCAUAUGUCGGAUAUGCAUCCCAGAAUCUGAAUCUUGAGAAACCCUUCUGUUUUCCACAGAAAAAGAUGGAGAAUUGUGAGUACAAAGAUACCCAAGAGUUUGCUGCUGAUGUCAGGCUAAUGUUUAUGAACUGCUACAGAUACAACUCUCCGGAUCAUGAGGUAGUAGCGAUGGCAAGAAAACUCCAGGUGAGUGAAUUAUUGAUACUAAAAAGCAGCAUUUUUGAAACUCCGCCGAGAACGCAGUUAAGUGCCUUUAAGCAACUGCUGUGCCUUGUUCUGAAACGGCAGAACUGUUAAAACAAUCCGAAACUUCAUCAUGGAGGUUUGUGAGACGGCUAACUUUCUUCUGUUAAGGAUGUCUUCGAGAUGCUGUUUGCCAGAAUUCCAGAUGAACCGGCUCCCUGCAGUCCUCUGCUCUACCCCACUGCAAGAAGCACAGCAGCUCUUUCCAGCGGAAGCAGCAGCGAUGCCGCCUCUGAGGAUUCGGAGGAUGAAAGAGCAAGACGUCUUGCAGCGCUCCAGGAUCAAGUGAGUGGUGAUGCACACAUGCGACCUAGCGGCGGUGCGUGCUUGCGAUUAGCAGAAUGGAUGGACCGCUGUAUUACCUCUGUUUAUUUCUCAGUGUCACAGAAUAACCUGCCUAGUUCCUCACCAGCUGUAGCUGAACAAAGCAGUAAAAAAAGAGGCUAACGAUAUUCCUGAUUGCACCAAACAAUUAAUGUAUGUUCAGGGAACCUGAUGGGGGGGAAGUGUCAGCUUUGCAUUUGAGCCAGGACCAACGACUGGGCUCAACCUCUUCAGCACUUCCAGAGACCUUCCACUGCAGGGAGCAGGUCUAAGUGCAAUGGACUCACAACUUAGAGCUGUGAGCACCAAACUCAGUUCCAAAAGUCUGUGGAGCACAGCAGAGUAUAAAUUACACGAACGACGGCUCUGAAGUAUUACUUCUUUAUUCUUCUACAGCUACUGCAAAACUAAAAUUAAACUACUAAAGACUAUCAGAGACGCUGGACUGCAUGAGUGUUACAGUUGCUUGAGCAGUCACCUUAUCUCUAUACAGUGGUACCUCGGGUUAAGUACUUAAUUCGUUCCGGAGGUCCAUUCUUAACCUGAAACUGUUCUUAACCUGAAGCACCACUUUAGCUAAUGGGGCCUCCCACUGCCACCGCACAAUUUCUGUUCUCAUCCUGAAGCAAAGUUCUUAACCCAAGGUACUAUUACUGGGUUAGCGGAGUCCGUAACCUGAAGCGUAUGUAACCCGAGGUACCACUGUACAGAUAACACUCAGACUCCUACAGGCUGGAGCGGAAGAAGCUAUGAGCAAAUUCCGCCCCCUCCUUUCUGAAACAUUGUCAGCAGAUUCUUGCAAUGGGAGGGGUGAAAUAUCCACAGGAAGUACAGUGCAUGUUGCUUAUUCGCUGCCUCAUUUCUGGUAAGCUGCUUCACCCUUUUGGUGUGGUGGUGUUGCAGGACAGCAGAGGCCCCUUUAAGGCCCUGACGUGGGAAUCUCGGGUUCAGCCUCCUCUCUGGAUAGGUGGCGUGGGCGUAAGCCCACACUGUCCACCGGGAGCUAGAUCUUAGCCUGCAUUCAGGAUUGGCAAAUAGGGGUACUAUCGUAAAACAUCCGUGUGUGUGUGUGUGUGUGGAUGUUACACACACACACAUAGACAGCCAUAUAAAAAUAUGUCGCCGUGAGGAUUUUCAUUGGAAUUUCAUCCGGCUAAAUAGUGCCAUUUGCCACUCUGAGAGAUACUGUUGACAAAAACUCAGCCCCCCUUGCAGUUAUUUCCGGGUUCAUGUCAGACAGAUAGAAUCCGAUAUUUUCAUUGUGCCCUGAUGUUAGACCGCCCAGACAAAAGGAUAGCAUGUGUUGUGCAAUGGACAGUAGAAAAGAAUAUAUUCUUCUGUGUCUGGCACAUUCAAAAAACAUCCGCAAUGUAUAUCGUUUCUGGAGAUGUUUAAAUAUCUGCACUUGACAAAAGCUGAGGGGAAAACAUUCAGAUGGGCUAACAUGAAGGACUGGAAUUAUUAAUUUUGAAAUAUAAGGCUUUUUUGUUUUGUUUUUACAAAAAGGCAAAACCCACAAUUUCCCGGUUGACUUAAGAUCCAUGACAAAGUGCCGCCUUUUGGGAAUUCCUUCCGGACGUCAAUGCCACUCUAAAAAUCACAGUACAGUGGUACCUCGGGUUACAGACGCUUCAUGUUACAGACUCCGCUAACCCAGAAAUAGUACCUCGGGUUAAGAACUUUGCUUCAGGAUGAGAACAGAAAUUGUGCUCCGGCGGCGUGGUAGCAGCAGGAGGCCCCAUUAGCUAAAGUGGUGUUUCAGGUUAAGAACAGUUUCAGGUUAAGAAUGGACCUCCAAAACAACCCGAGGUCCUACUGUAGUGUCUGGGAUAAUCCAGACGUGUAGGAGUCCUGGCUGUAUGAAGUUCAAAGAGUGUGAUAGGCACCAGAUCUGCAACCAUGUGGAUAAUGAACCACACAGAGUCAAGCCCCAUUGUGUCGAUCUUAAAUUAAGGAUCUGCCAUUACGGAAAUUAAGAUGGGGAUGUUUCAAUAUCUGUAACACACUUACAUUAACACUCAUCAGUCGCCUCUCAGUCUAAAAAUUGGUUUAAUCUAAAUGUUAUUUCCUUAUGUAUGACUGCUAGUGUCUGCUACUAAACAGCUUGCUUAUUCCCCCAUAAAUGUAAACUGUAGAAAAGCAAAGCAAAAGAUCAAUCUUUUCUAGCUGCCUCUCUCUCUCUCUCUCUCUCUCUCUCUCUCUCUCUCUCUCUCUUUUAGUACAGAGUGGGGAACUCGUUAUCUCUUUGAUAUGCUCCCUCUUUGUAGUAGGUUUCCUGCCGACUUUAAAAGAUGCAUGCAAAUAUUUUGCGUUUUAGUGCUCCCCCUUUUUCUCUUUUCUUUUAAAUAGCUUAAGGCUGUUCACCAGCAGUUGCAAGCUUUGGCUAAAACAACUUUACCCAGACUGAAGAAGAGGAAGAAAGGGAAAUCUAAGAAGGAGAAAAGAAAAAACAAAGUCAGGAAGAAGUCAGGCAGUCAAAAGAAGAGAAAGAUGAAGAAGCUGAAGAAGAAAAUGUCUUUGAACAUGUAAGAUUGCUUGUGGGUGUGAAAUUGUACUUGAAGCUGUUGGCACCGUAGUUAACUCGUUUUUUAUUUUCUCUCUUGCAGUCGUUCAAAGAAAAUCAAGCAGCAAGAUGAGCCAGGACACAAGUCUGAGAACGAGGAUAAUGCCAAGCCUAUGAGUUAUGAUGAAAAAAGGCAGUUAAGUUUGGACAUAAAUAAACUCCCAGGAGAGAAGCUUGGCAGAGUGGUUUAUAUUAUUCAGUCGAGAGAACCUUCACUGAGACACUCAAAUCCCGAUGAAAUGGAAAUAGAUUUUGAAACUCUAAAAGCAUCAACUUUAAGGGAACUGGAGAAAUACGUUAUGGCUUGUUUGAGAAAAAGACCCAAGAAACAUUACGGUGCGUCGUGUAAUGUACACGAAAACGUUAGGAGAAACUUGCAUUUUUUUCCCUAGAGAAUUGCUUGGAUUCUUGUUCCUGAUAUUUAUUUGCACCCCGCCCCGUUUAUUUCAUGCAGCAAAAAAAUCAAAGGAAGAGUCUGACUUUGAGAAGAAGCAAGAAUUGGAAAGGAGGUUGCUGGAUGUCAACGGGCAGCUCAACUCCACGAAGCAAAACACAAAACGUAGGUUGAAGCACGGAGGAAGCAGUUUAGAAAUAAUUGCGUGGAAUUCUCUAAAGGGUGGAGAUUCUGCAGUCCAAUCGCACAGUUGCCGGAACUGGGAAAGGCCAUAGCAGUGAGAUAAACUAUUGCACUGUCCUGUCCGGCAAGCAUUACAGGCAUUUGUUGUUGUUGUUGUUUAGUCGUGUCCGACUCUUCGUGACCCCAUGGACCAGAGCACGCCAGGCACUCCUGUCUUCCACUGCCUCCCACAGUUUGGUCAGACUCAUGCUGGUAGCUUCGAGAACACUAUCCAACCACCUCAACCUCUGUCGUCCCCUUCUCCUUGUGCCCCCAUCUUUCCCAACAUCAGGGUCUUUUCCAGGGAGUCUUCUCUUCUCAGACUCAGAGAGCCAGUGUGGUGUAGUGGUUAAGAGCGGUAGACGUGUAAUCUGGUGAACCGGGUUCGCGUCUCCGCUCCUCCACCUGCAGCUGCUGGGUGACCUUGGGCCAGUCACACUUCUCUGAAGUCUCUCAGCCCCACUCACCUCACAGAGUGUUUGUUGUGGGGGAGGAAAGGAAAGGACAAUGUCAGCCACUUUGAGACUCCUUCGGGUAGUGAUAAAGCGGGAUAUCAAAUGCAAACUCUUCUUCUUCUUCUUCUUCUUCUCAUGAGGUGGCCAAAGUAUUGGAGCCUCAGCUUCACGAUCUGUCCUUCCAGUGAGCACUCAGGGCUGAUUUCCUUCAGAAUGGAUAGGUUUGAUCUUCUUGCAGUCCAUGGGACUCUCAAGAGUCUCCUCCAGCACCAUCAUUCAAAAGCAUCAAUUCUCGCCGAAGAAUUGAGGCUUUUGAAUUACAGGCAUAGGAGUGUCAAUUAAGCCUAAAUCUCUUACAGUGGUGCCCCGCAAGACGAAUGCCUCGCAAGACGGAAAACCCGCUAGACGAAAGGGUUUUCCAUUUUGGAGGUGCUUCGCAAAACGAAUUUCCUAUGUGCUUGCUUCGCAAGACGAAAAUGUCUUGCGAGUUCCUGCAGGGUUUCCCCCCCCCCUUUUUCCCAAGCCGCUAAACCGCUUAUCAGCUGAUGGCUAAGCCGCUUAACAGCUGAUCGUUAAGCCGCUUAUCAGCUUAUCGUUAAGCCGCUUAUCAGCUGAUGGCUAAGCCGCUUAUCAGCUGAUCGUUAAGCCGCUUAUCAGCUGAUCGUUAAGCCGCUUAUCAGCUGAUCCACUAAGCCCGCUAAGCCGCUAAUACUGUAGCACUAAUCCGCUAAACCGCUAAUGGGCUUGCUUCGCAAGACGAAAAAACCCGCAAGACGAAGAGACUCGUGGAACGGAUUCUUUUCGUCUUGCGAGGCACCACUGUAUUAGUGCCUUGAACGUUGCUGCUUUCACACACGCACACACACACACACACGUACUUCCCCAAGUCCCAUGUUAUGUUCAGAUCUUCUCCCUGUGUUACAGCAGAAAAUAAUGCCGUAUCAAAGACCAUUGGAGGGCCAAGUGAAAGCAGCAGCAGCAGCAGCACAUCUUCUGACUCCGAUAGCACCAGCAAUGAUUCCAGCUCCUCCAACGGAAGUGAUUCUGAAUCAGGUGCACUCAUUUUCUUUCCCCCCCUCUUUUUUAUGAAUAAGCUUCUUGAAACAAUGUGCCUAGUGAAUCUUGCUCUGCUACUUAAACUGGGGGUGGGUCUAAACACAGGAGGAGGAGAAACGCUGUAAGUAAGUCAGAAAUUAGAUCGAAGAAAGUUCUAUGGAUAACCGUGUUUUAAAAUUUCCUGCUGUCUGGCGCCAUCUGGUGUUGCAUGUUUAUAGCGCAUUUAAAUCGCUGUUUCUUUCUUAAUAUAGCUGAGUCCUGGGACUUCUUCCACGCCGGACUCUUAUAUUGUUAACUGGGAGAGCUAAGUCUGUGUGAGAGAGGACGAGGAGCAGCUUUUUUUCCUCUGUGUGUUUGUGUAUGUGUAUUUACAACACACACCUGCUGUCCCAAUAAGAACAGGUUGCAAGAGUCGUUGCCUAAGGCACUUGUGGGUUGGAAGGACCUGAUAUAGAAAUGGGAGGGAAUAAUAAUAAUAAUAAUAAUUUAUUAUUUGUACCCCACCCAUCUUGCUGGGUUUCCCCAGCCACUCUGGGCAGCUUCCAACAAAGAUUAAAAAUACAUUAAAAUGUCACACAUUAAAAACUUCCCUGAACAGGGCUGCCUUCAGAUGUCUUCUAAAAGUCUGGUAGUUGUUGUUCUCUUUGACAUCUGAUGGGAGGGCGUUCCACAGGGCGGGCGCCACUACCAAGAAGGCCCUCUGCCUGGUUCCCUGUAGCUUUGCUUCUCGCAGUGAGGGAACCGCCAAAAGGCCCUUGGCACUGGACCUCAGUGUCCCGGCUGAACGAUGGGGGUGGAGACGCUCCUUCAGGUAUACUGGGCCGAGGCCAUUUAGGGCUUUAAAGGUCAACACCAACACUUUGAAUUGUGCUCAGAAACAUACAGAAUGACAGAGUGACAAAAGUAUCAACAGUGAAAAUGUAUGUAAUGCCAGCAUGCGUAUCCAAGUCUGAAUGUCUAAAUUUCUACGUCUUUUACAGAAAUGUGCCUGCAGCAAAAUGAAAAUGGGCAAAAGGAUUCAUUUUGCAGAGAGCAGCUUAAGGUAAACUCCCCCCCACCCUGGUGCUUAUAAAAUGUCCUCAAGUCUUCACUUAUUCUUUUUCAUCCCCUUUGACUGUUCUUUUGCACCUCUUCCUGAUAUGCUAGCACCUCUGAAUGCGAUAAUUGCAUUCAGCAGCAUCCUAUGCAUCCAUUUACCUCUAAAGAGAUGUCUGAUCCUGCCUGAAUCUUGUCCUCUCCCACAGUUGAGGACUACCCCCCCCCAAUUCUUCUUAGAGUCAGGAACACUUACUUCCGGGUUUGUAGUGUUUUGGUUCCAAGUUGUUUGAGUUCCAAGGUGUUUAAUUGUGGGCUAAAACCAUAACUAUAAAAAGACUGGAACCAUAAAUAUAAAAAGUCUUGGCAAGUAAAAGUCUUUAAGGCAACACAAAAAAUGGUCUUAGUUCUUUCAAGAGGGUUUUCCAAAUCUGGGGUAUCACUCCUGGAAAGGCUCUCUCAUUUGUGAUGUGCUGGCAACAUUUUGCAAUGCAGGCAACUCCCCAUUUACAUGGGGACCAUGUUCCAAGGCACCACCUGGGCCAGCCCGAUCCGUCCCUCCCCUUUCAGGCACCGAAAAUGGCAGGCAUGUGCCAAUCGCAUGCAAAUGGGGAGUAGCCUGUACAGGACUGGGUCAGUGAGUAAGAUGGUGUAAUUUGUUGUUGUUGUUUAGUCGUUUAGUCAUGUCCUACUCUUCGUGACCCCAUGGACCAGAGCAUGCCAGGCACUCCUGUCUUCCACUGCCUCCUGCAGCUUGGUCAAACUCACGUUGGUAGCUUCGAGAACACUGUCCAACCAUCUUGUUCUCUGUCGUCCCCUUCUCCUUGUGCCCUCCAUCUUUCCCAACAUCAGGGUCUUUUCCAGGGAGUCUUCUCUUCUCAUGAGGUGGCCAAAGUAUUGGAGCCUCAGCUUCAAGAUCUGUCCUUCCAGUGAGCACUCAGGGUUGAUUUCCUUAAGAAUGGAUAGGUUUGAUCUUCUUGCAGUCCAUGGGACUCUCAAGAGUCUCCUCCAGCACCAUAAUUCAAAAGCAUCAAUUCUUCGGCGAUCAGCCUUCUUUAUGGUCCAGCUCUCACUUCCACACAUCACUACUGGGAAAACCAUAGCUUUAACUAUACGGACCUUUGUUGGUGUAAAUAGCCCUGUUGAAUUCUUCCCUAGAUGCCUCUGCUAUAUCCAAGGAUGUCCUGCGCUAUUGUCCCCCAGAUACGGAACACUUCGCCCACCAGCAUGCAGUUUCAGAGAUCCACAGAAACGAGGAUCGCUCACCAGACACUGCAACAUACCCCUCUGAAACCACGAGAACAAAGCAUCAUCUCUCCUCCAGGUUGGUCUUCUCGGAAAAUGUGGCGAUUCACAAAAGAUGCUCCCCGGUGACUUUUGUAGGGCCGUGACUUGGCUUUCCCCACAGACAUGUACUCCGGGGAGGAAGAUUGACAUAUGCACAUAGCUUUUAAGUGGUCCCUGUUCCCUUGUGGAAUUCCGUGAGCGGUAUCCUGGGUUUCAUUUCCUUUUGGGUGAGAGAGCGUGGGAGACAUGGCGAGGUGUUUUUUUAUAAUAUUUGCUUUAUCUACAAGUUGCUUAGAAGUGGAGGCAUGGAUUUCAGAAUAAGCAUCAGUUGCCAGCUGAGAACCUACUUAUGUGUUGUGUGUUCUGGUAAUACAAGUUUAAACAGUAACAUAACUUCAGAAGACGCAUCAGCUGCCGUUAAGGAAAACUUAAGAUUUGUUUUGUCAAAGCCUGAAUUUCUAUCUAGAAUUGGCCAGAGUGACAGGCCCAUUCACAGUAAUCAUGGCAAAUCUGCAACGUAGAUUUAGCGCUUCCCAGAAGGCCAGAACCUUUCAAUUGUAUGUCACCCAGCAAGCAGUCAGUCCCCUCUUCACAAUCCCAUGAGUUUCAACCCAGGCUGCAUGGACACCAUCCUAAAAGUUUAGAGAUCAGUUUUGAUUGUCACCCGUGGCUGUGUACAUGCUCAAAGAAAAACUGUUUGCUAUUUGUGGUGGGAGGCUGCGGCCCUGGCAAAGAUCUGCGCUGGGUGACAAUUUGUUACGGGAUUAAAUUUAAGGUGUUCCUAUUGUUAAACCACAGAGCCUAAGACUUGCAGAUCAGAAGGUCAGCGGUUUGAAUCCCCACGAUGGGGUGAGCUCCCGUUGCUCGGUUCCUGCUCCUGCCAACCCAGCAGUUCGAAAGCACGUCAAAGUGCAAGUAGAUAAAUAGGUACCGCUCCAGCGGGAAGGUAAACGGCGUUUCCGUGCGCUGCUCUGGUUCGCCAGAAGUGGCUUAGUCAUGCUGGCCACAUGACCCGGAAGCUGUACACCGGCUCCCUCGGCCAAUAAAGCGAGAUGAGCACCGCAACCCCAGAGUUGGCCACAACUGGAGCUAAUGGUCAGGGGUCCCUUUACCUUUACCUUUAUUGUUAUGUACUGCAAUACUCUUAAGAGCUUGGGGCCAGUUUACUUAAAGGAUCAUCUUACCCCAAAUGUGUCCAUUUGACCAUUUCAAUUUGUGGAACUGGUACUUUUCCAAGUGGCACCUCAUGUUUGUUCAGCCCUUGCAAGACAUCCGUAUUUUAGCACCUCUCAAACUCUCUGCGUAUUAAGAUUAGCUUUAUUGACUUUAUUUUAUUUUUUGCCUUUUAAAUCUGUUUUGUUUAGGCAAGCCUACCUCAUAUAUAGUGGUGUUAUAUAUUAUUUGCUUUUAAAAUGGCUAUUUCCCCCCCCCCCCCCAUAUUUUUAUAUCAUACAUUAUCUAGGGUUGCCAUGCUUCCGGAAUUUCCCAGACACAGCCAGGAUUUGGCCAUUGGAAACAGUGCCCGGGCAAAAAUGGCUGUAGUUCAUCUGGGGAAAUUCGGACGUAUGGCAGUCCUGUCUGAAGUGUAGAUUAUGGUGAAUAUCCUUAAAAAAUAGCUCAAAAACUUGAGCUUUUUUUUCAAUAGAAAUUUAGCAACUUUGUCCCUACUCCCCCCAAAAAGCAACCCUACCUUAUAUAAAUUGAUGAGAUGUUUUUGAAUAUGUGGUAUAUACCUUGCUAAUAAGUAAGUCAAUACUAAGGUAAAGGUAAAGGACCCCUGGACAGUUAAGUCCAGUCAAAGGCAACUAUGGGGUUGCAGCGCUCAUCUCGCUUUCAUCUCGCUGAGGAAGCCAGCGUUUGUCCACAGACAGCUUUCCAGGUCAUGUGGCCAGCAUGACUAAACCACUUCUGGCGCAACGGAACACCGUAAUGAGUGCCAGAACGCAUUGAAACGCUGUUUACCUUCCCGCCGCAGUGGUACCUAUUUAUCUACUUGCACUUUGACGUGCUUUCAAACUGCUAGGUUGGCAGGAGAUGGGACAGAGCAACGGGAGCUCACCCAGUCGCAGGGAUUCGAAUCGCAGACCUUAUGAUUGGCAAGCCCAAGAGGCUCAGUGGUUUAGACCACAGCGCCACCCGCGUCCCUGUAAUACUAACCAGUAACAAAAGGCAUGAGCCAAUCUGCAGACUGGUCCACGGGCAUCACCCUACAAAGUGCAUUUUUAGAGUAAAGAGCCAUCCCCAGUGGGAUCCCGACUGAAAUUACUUAAGUGUGUGCGUGGUUUUCCUCCUCCGAAUGCUUGAACCCUUAUGUUUGUUCAGCUUGGAUUGUUUGCGCAUGGCUUCAUUAAUUGGGUGCUGUACUCUGAGGCAAUGGCAUUCUUCUGUUUUUAUCUUCCCUCCUCUGCUUUUUGCAGGUAUAAUAGCUGUUGUUUCUCCACUGCACUGUACUCCAGUUCAGCAAGCCACUCAAAGUAGCUUGUUGCCAAUGGCAGUCAACCCAUCCAUUAUCCAGUCUCCCCACAUGCACUCAAAGGUGAAUAUCGCUGACAAAAUCAUUUUUAAAAUUGCAUUUAACUUUUAAAAAACGCCUAAUUAUUUGAUACUUCUGGUGGUUUGCCUUCACAGAACGUUAUUAAAACAGAAUACAGUGGUGCCCCGCAAGACGGAAAACUCGCUAGACAAAAGAGUUUUCCGUUUUGGAGGUGCUUCGCAAAACGAAUCUCCUAUGGGCUUGCUUCGCAAAACGAAAAUGUCUUGCGAGUUCCUGCGGGUUUUUUUUCCUCCCCCCCCCCUUUUUCUAAGCCGCUAAGCCGCUUAUCCGCUAAGCCGCUAAAAGCCGCUAAUAGCGCUAAUAGCGCUAAUCCGCUAAUCCGUCAAUGGGCUUGCUUCGCAAGACGAAAAAACCGCUAGACGAAGAGACUCACAGAACGGAUUCUUUUCGUCUUGCGAGGCACCACUGUAUUUUUUUGUCCCUUGUUGACAUAGUUGGCAAUAUAGUGGAUCUGAAGGCUCCCUUCCUUCAGCAGAAGGAGCUUCUUCUGAUGGGAGAAGGGGACUUUUGGACCCAACCCAAGGGUUCCAAUUCCACCCGGUAUUCAAUAUACAGUUGUACCUUGGAUCCCAAACACCUUGCGACUCAAACGUUUUGGCUCUCGAAUCCCCCAACCCAGAAGUGAGUGUUCCUGUUUGCGAACAUUCUUUGGAACCUGAACAUCUGACAGGGCUUCCGUAGCUUCCGAUUAGCUGCAGAAGCUUCCUGUUUCCUGCAUCCAAUCGGAACCUGCGCCUUGGUUUCAGAAUGUUUUGGAAGUCAAACAGACUUCCAGAACUGAUUCCGUUCGGCUGUAUACAGUUGUUAAAUUUGAAAUAGCUAAGGGAACGUAUUGGGAUCUAAUAAAUUUGGAUAUUAUUAUUUUUGUUUUUCGUUUUUGUUUAGAGAAUAUGAGCUCUCCCAAACAGAUUUUUGGGUGAAGAAGCCACUGAAAAUUAGAGACCUGGUUUUUGCAGAAAUAGCUUUAUGGAGAGCCAUGUAGCCGCUUCAGCCUUUUUGACCUUUUUCUUCCACAAUGAUGGCUGUUUCUCCAGUACUGAAGGGAAAAUGUACAUCGUGUGAGAAGCAGGGGGAACUACAAAAUGGCGCAUGCUGCCCUCCAUCUCCAAGAGAACAAAAUCCCCGUGGGAUGAGGGAGAUGGAUGACUGACACCUUUCACAGAAUAUUUCUCUAAAAGACCUUGAAUCUUCCUGCAGGUAUCUUGUUCUUCCUCUUUGAAUAGCCUGCCGGGCAGUAGCAAAGAAAACGGGAAGACAUCACUGAAUCAGGCGCAGACAUCUGCUGUCCAUACGCAAGCCUCUUUGGGAACUGUCGGCUCAAAACCGAUUAAUCAGGAGCAAAGUAUGUAUUCUGGUCAAGCAAAUAGAAACGCGACUGGGAUGUAGACUUCAGAAUAAAUGUUUGUGGGUGUUCCCAGUCCACAUAAAGUGGUACAAAGGGGUACAGUGGUACCUCGGGUUACAUACACUUCAGGUUACAUACACUUCAAGUUACAGACUCUGCUAACCCAGAAAUAUUACCUCGGGUUAAGAACAUUGCUUCAGGAUGAGAACAGAAAUCGUGCUCCAGCGGCGCGGUGGCAGCAGGAGGCCCCAUUAGCUAAAGUGGUGCUUCAGGUUAAGGACAGUUUCAGCUUAAGAACAGACCUCCAGAACAAAUUGAGUACUUAACCCGAGGUACCACUGUACUCUGUUUUGUUGGUUUAUCUAAAUGCUGCGCCACACAGGCAAUUGGAUAAACAGAUGGCCUUGUGGGACUCGCAUAUGUCAGGGGACUAUUUAAAGGGCGAUGCAGGCUGUCAUCCAGAUCUGCUUGAAACAGUUUUGCCGCUGUUUCAGUGAGAUGUGGAUUAUGCAAAGAGGCCAACUGCAUGAAAAUAUGUCCUAAAAGCAAGUGAUCACCGUGUAGAUUUAAUCUGAUUGCUAUUUAAUCCGAUUGCUAAUAUUAACUAAUCUUUCAAUUUCCAAAGUAGUAGGAAAUUCUGGGUGAUGCAAUGCAAUGAAGUGCGUUGCGGAUAACUUCUGUAACGUAAAAUUCAGCGGAGGGGAAAUUCUGUGGAUUUCAUUGUGAAAUAUUCAGGCUUCGCGAUAUACACACCAUUCUAAUGUUGUCUGAAGGGUUCCGAAGCACUUCCACCUGGAGCUAGAUUGGGUGGCUCCUGUGGACCAUUCAGACUGCUGCAUUCUGGACCCUAUUGUUCUAGGACCAAUCAGACUGCUGCAUUCUGAAUCCUAUUGUUCUAGGACCAAUCAGACUGCUGCCUUUUGGAUCCUAUUCAACUCAGUACAUAACAGUACAGAUACCAGAUCUGCUCUCUUAGGGUCAAUGCAGGUCAGAAUCAAUGAAAGCAGAAUCUUGUAUGGCUGGUGGGGUGUUUUUUUUAGAUAGGUUACUUUCCUGGUUUAGUGCCGUAUCCUAGGGGAAGCUGUUCUCUGGAAAAAGCAAAUAACAGUACAGUCUGAUAUAUAUUUGCAGCAGCUGACAUCACUGACACAUACAAGUCGCAAACUUUUGCACAAUGAGAGGUGCAAGUGUGACUAAGUUGGGCAUCUUUUUGUGCCGUGUACCUUAUUCACAGCUUCCUCCUCACAGGCAGCAUUUUGCAGGAGACUCAAGAGGAACAGAGGGAAACAUAAUGUGAUUCAGCUCACCCUGUUUUAUAGCAAUUUUAAUUAUAGCAAUUAUUUAUAGUCUUAAAUAAAUGCUUUAAAUGAUUAAUCCUGGUGAGAUUUUUAUUUGCUCUCAAGUUAUGUAUGCCCUCUGUAUUUGAUGGUUUGUUUCCAAGCUAAUGCCGCCUCCCUAAAUCUGCUCUGGGAUUUUAUGUAGUGACUUACUCGCCUUUGAUAGAGCCCUCUCUUCCCCAACAUUUUUCGCAUUUUAAAUCUUAAAACAAAAGCUUCCAGCGGCGCUCAGAAGCCUAUCUACCAAUCCUCUUGCCCUCCAGAUACUAAUUCCUUCAACAUAUCCAACACCAUUGAGUUAAAGUGUACUAGAAUUGAAGUUGAAUUGAAUCUGUUAGGGCUUAUCCGCAUUUACCUUUCCCCUUGCUGUUUCCAGGCACAGGCCUGCGCUUAAAUACUCUGUGUCCAAGCUUCGUCAUUGUUGUUUCUGCCCCAGAGCAGAUGUAAAUUAGGGUUUUCCUCUGAUUGCCAUUGGCUUUGAUGGAGCUUUAAAGAGCUGGUUUUUGCAAGGUUUUCGUGUCAGCGUCACAAGGGCAGGCCCUUUAUUUAUAUAGUUAUUUAUUUGUAUUGGCAUUGCAAGAGAUUGGAGGAUUCAGAGCUUGGCUGGUUGCAAUUUGGCUGUUUGCGGAGUGGUUUGUUUGUAUGUAUGUGGGGGGUGUUGUUGGGUCAGAUUAGCCGUAUUGAUUUGUAUGCUGUUGCAGCGGGGGGGGGGGGUUGUGUGGCAGGAAUAGGUCAGUACUUUUCCUUGUUUCUUUGUUUGUUUUAUAACACACACACACACACACAAAAUCUUUAAUAAAAACAUAAUUUAAAAUAAAUGAAGAGCCAACUUUUUGAGGGAAAAGCUCCAAGGCAAAGAAACACAACAACAACAACAACAACACGCUCAGACACGGACCCUUUAAGUGUGGACCGUGCCUGGAAAAGCUGGAGGAAAUGUAUGUGUGGAUAAGGCCUUAGUGAAUUAUACUACUGGCAAUAUUUGUUCUCAUCGCCCAGUUCAGUUCUUGGCCAUUUGAAGCUCCCUUUUACCUAUGGGAGCCAGUAACUCACAUCCAUCAACAUAACACAGAAUUUAGUUUUUGGCAUACGGUGAGAGAAGUCUUAUUUUCCUGAUGCCUCUUGAUUUCUACCAGUGUGAAACCCGCCUAUGGCUACAGCACUGCACCAACGGGUCACCGGGAGGCAGGCAGAAACCAUGCGCAAAUGGUUCUAACAACCAUCAUGUAUUGCAGUGGUUGGUUAUGGGGAGAGAACAGGGCCGCAUAAUGUUUUGCUUACAAUCCUGAACAGUGGUACCUCGGGUUACAUACGCUUCAGGUUACAUACGCUUCAGGUUACAGACUCCGCUAACCCAGAAAUAUUACCUCGGGUUAAGAACUUUGCUUCAGGAUGAGAACAGAAAUCGUGCUCUGGCGGCGCGGUGGCGGCAGGAGGCCCCAUUAGCUAAAGUGGUGCUUCAGGUUAAGAACAGUUUCAGGUUAAGAACGGACCUCCGGAACAAAUUAAGUACUUAACCCGAGGUACCACUGUAGUAACUCCAGUCCUGAACUACACCUUAAUUCAGAGGUUUUCAACCUUUUUGAGUCCAUGGCUCCCUUGACCAGCUCCAUUCUUUCUGCGGCACCCCUGUGGGGCUCAGCAGCCCAGUUAUGUCACCCCUUGCCUGCAGAGCCGGCAGCCCCUCACCCCUUGUGAAGUGUUGCUCUCCUCUCCCCUCUCACUGGGAGUCCUCCGGGCAGCGCCAGAGACACCAUUCGCUUGCGGAGCUUGUAGCUAAGGUUGUUGCAACAAACAGCUUUUGGAAGGCAGAGACGCAAGAGGGCAUCAGAGGAGGGAGGGAAGGAAAGAGGGACAGAGGCCAAUGUUGCCUGCAGCACCCCUGACCGUCAUUCAAGGCACUCAAAACACACUGGUUGAAAACCCUCUGCCUUAAUUUAUCAAAUGGUUGCUCUGAAAACUUUGAGGAAUAGGGAGGAAUAUAACUUUCUGAGGAUGUUUGUGACACGUGAGCAUGCAGCUUCUUUUACUGAGGACUUUCCACUGGCAGCAUAGAGACUCUUGCGUGCGUAUAAUCGGUCGAAAGUGAAUUGUGAGCUUUAUGCCAUCCGUAGGUUUUUUGGGCUGACCUAUUUGUUUGGAGAAAGUGGAAGCCGGCUGCCUGGGGAGUUUUAUUCCAAAUGCAAGGUUACUUAGUAACAGGCUCUUCUCCCCUGGGGAACCUGAGAAAGCGCAUCGCAGGGAGGCAGAAUGGUCCCUGUUAGGAUGGGAGGGAGGAAGGAAACGAGUAAUGGGGAAUGUGCAUCUUCUACACACACUCGAGAAGGCAUCCGAAAAUAGACAGCUGCAGCCGCACGGGGAGUUCUUGCCCUUCUGCUUACUUGGAAAUCGCGCAAAGUAAACAAGGGACAAAUAAAACCGUUUCAAGGCUGAGGAGUGGAAACAUAGCCUGUGAUUCAAAUGGAUAGAAGCUAAGUUAGAAGCCCUCUGCUUUAUUUUCUCCUCUGAUAGGAAGAGAUUUGGUGGAGGUGUUCUCCGCCCCCUUGAAACUCGCUGCCUUGUCACUCACGGCUUCUGUUUACAUUCCAGAAUUGAAGACAGGUUUUCCAGAUGGUCCAUGUGGGCAACGUAUGACUGAUUCUGCACAUGCCGCUGUUGCAGCCAGCUGCUCCGAUAACAGCGAGGGCAAAAAAAGGAGAGAUGCUAAACCUCAGAUUCCUCUAGCAAAGGUAAUAAUUUGCUGCCUUGUAAGAUAACAGUGAAAAGCAGAGGCUGAUUUGUGUUGCCAACGAAAGUCGGCCUAUGUAGAUAGCUGGGGGUGAGAACGGCACCUUUGUCAUCAGGCUUUGAAUGGGUUUCUAGUGACUAUCCCAUAAAAGCGCCUACCCCAAAGGGAGCUAGCCAGUGCGCAUGUCAGCAAUCUUGAGUGCGUGGCUGGACCCAGUCACACCACCCGGUGCCCCAUGCUCAUAGUUGACAAAGCAAUUUGAUCUGCUUUUUGAUAUGUCCAAGAGGACAUCUAAUAAACACGUCCCUUAGAAUGGAUUUGUGUUAGCAAUUUCGCCUCCCUCCCCCAAAAAGAAAACCCACUGACUAAAUAUUCAACCCGAGAUGGACGUUUAGCUGAACUGCAGGAUAUGACAAAGGGAUCCUGCGAUUAGUGGAUUCCACAGCCACCAUUCAUUGGACAGCUGUCAAAAUAUAUCUUGUCCAAAGUGUUACAUAAUUUUCAUGUGAUCUGCAGAGAAUUCUUGCCUCCCCGGUCAAAAACAGCUUUUGCAUGAGUCGAAGGUUGCUUUGACACUAGGGAUUUUGACCCCGCUGAGACGUUCCUUUGACACAAUCGGCUGGGAACGGAACGGAAUUAAAACAGUGGUUCUAAGUGACAUUUCAUAUAGUCCCAUUAUCCAGUACUAUUAAGCUCCUUUGCUUAGAAACAAAUCCCAUUCAUCAAAGGUCCCCUGCAACUGUAAUUAGAAGCUUCCUGUAAUAAUAGCAAUAUAGGCAUCUAAUUGCUUCCCAUUCACUAUUCCAUAAGGGAUGAAUCCCCACUUCGUUAAUUUUUCCUCACGGGGGAGAGUGGUGACCAGUAAGUUAGCUCCAUUUAUCAUUCUAGUACACCAUUCCCCAUUUGGCCUCUGUGAAUUUGAGUGAUAAUUUCUGCAGUCAAUUGUUUUUUUCCUGCUUGUUUAGGCUUCGCAUGCAGUUCACAAUCUUGAUCAUCUGGAGUAGGGCUGGGGAACAUGAAGUAGUAGUAAUAAUAAUAAUAAUAAUUUAUAAUUUAUAAUUUAUAAUUUAUAAUUUAUAAUUUAUAAUUUAUAAUUUAUAAUUUAUAAUUUAUUAUUUAUUAUUUAUUAUUUAUUAUUUAUUAUUUAUUAUUUAUUAUUUAUUAUUUAUUAUUUAUUAUUUAUUUAUUACUUAUUACUUAUUACUUAUUACUUAUUACUUAUUAUUUAUUUUUAUUUUUAUUAUUUAUUAUUUAUUUUUAUUUUUAUUUUUAUUAUUUAUUAUUUAUACCCUGCCCAUCUGGCUGAGUUUCCCCAGCCACUCUGGGUGGCUCCCAAUCAAGUGUUAAAAACAGUACAGCGUUAAAUAUUAAAAACUUCCCUGAACAGGGCUGCCUUCAGAUGUCUUUUAAAGAUAGGAUAGCUGCUUAUUUCCUUCACAUCUGAAGGGAGGGUGUUCCACAGGGUGGGCGCCACUACCGAAAAGGCCCUCUGUCUGGGCCUCCAGAUUUUCCUAUCGGCUCUGUCCAUUCAGCACGUUGUCUGGGACUUGUAGGAGUUGCAAUCCAGAAACAUCUGCAUGGCCUCAUGUUCCCCAGCCGUGUUGUGGGGGCCUAAAUUGUUCAGGGAGCUUGCACGAGUCCAGCAGGUUUCCCACUAUAUAAGUUUGUCUCCAAGUGACAAGUUAGCAUGUCGGUUCCUGCUCUCUCUCGCACGUGUUUUUAAUUGCCCGGUAGGUUAUAGCACCUGAAUGGGGCUACAGUUCUGUCCUAAACCAAGUGCUGAUGAGUUUCUUAAGGUAUCAUGAUUGCAACCACCACCACCACAAAAUCCUCUCUGCCUGCUAUUUUGCUUUUGCGGUCCUGUCCGAGGUGGAAAACUCUGAACUUGCUUUUGUUUAGAGCUGAGAAAUGCUCUUCUGUUUAAUUUCAGGACAUCAAAGUGAAGCAUGCGGAUUCCUGGACAAGUUUAGGUAAAAUGAUCCCUGCGCCGGCCCCAAUCAAAUCCUCCAAUGAAAGCUUCAGGCAGUUCCAAAAAGCAGCGCUAGAGAAAGAAGAAAGUGAGUGGGCAAAGGACCGCAAAAGGCAAUUGGAGCAAGCUGAGAGGAAACUGAGAAGCCUCCCUCAGGAAAAAGAGAGGUUUGUAAUUCUAUAUAAUUAAAUUGAAAGGCUGUAUUUCACAUGUCCAUUUAACUACGCUCAUACUGAGUGGUUUCCAACUGGGCUGUUUUGUGGCAAUGUGGAACUGAUUCCUAUUUGAGGGGAAAUAAUUAGAGGCGAUAGCUAGUCACCAUGUUGGUAAAAUAGCAGCACGGUCUAUUGAGUAUUAUUUUCAAGGUUACUCUGAUGUUUGCAUAUGCCCAUGUUUAUACUUCAUCGAUGUGAACUGACUGUUGGCAGAGAUGAGUAUUUGAGCUUGUUAGUAACUCUGUAGCUGCCGCUCUGCUAGCAAGCAUAAAGUAAAAUUUAAAAUUAUGACUUUUCCAAAGUGUCCACGGGUAUAUCCAUUUGGAGACAUAACUGGGAAAACUAACUACAAGAUCAGUGUUGCCCAAACUUUUGGUACUGAGUUUUUCUGGUUUAAAAUUAAGUGCGCAUCUUAAUCCACACUUGUGAGCUUUAUUGGCCAGCACAAACAAGCUUUUUGUUUUCAUAUCAACAAAGUCGAUGUGUGAUCAGAGCUGUAACAGAGGGGCUUUUUUUGGACAAGGGCAGCAGUUCUGAGAUUUUUUUUUAUUGAUUUUUUUUUUUUUGCAUUGUUGUCAGUUAGGGAAUCCCAGUUCAUCAUUCUUAAUCCAUCUCUUGCGAUGCCACUGCCUAUAUUUUUGCAGGUGCUGGAUAGCGGGGGUGGGGAAUCAGUACUGGAUGGCACCUCUCUGCUUCCAUCAGCAGAGUGGUGGGAUACAUCUAAUAUGGCGGAUUUUUUGCAGUAUACUUCAUCCCUUCUUGCAGUACGCUCAGUGGCAGAGCAAGCCGAUUGGGUGCCUGGGGUGGCGUGCGUGCCCUGCGCCCAGAGGCGGGGUCAGCCGCCCGUGGGGUGGGGCGAGUCGGGGCAGGACGCUCCGUGGGGCCUCCGAGGAAUCUGCCUGCCUCCUCCCAUUCAUCCCCCCACAGCUGAGGGGGAAGCGGCGGGCAGACAGUCUGGGGCAGUGCAGAGCCUGCAGGUACCCAAGCCACCGCGUCACUCCCAGAAGAGAUGCGUGGCUUGGGCGCACUGCAGGCCCCAUGGUGAGUGCCGCCCGGCAUUUUGUCACCCUCUCAGUGGUGACACCCGGCAUGACCCGCACCCCCUUCCUCUGCCCCGAGUACACUGUUUAGGAAUUGACAUGCAAAAUCCUUGCAGAUUGUUGGUUACGUUUAUUCCUUCAAAUGUGAGGUCUGCAUCUUUGAAUCCAUAAGCAACGGGUGUGUUUUUUCCUAUAUAGAAACAAUGGGAAAACAGAUUUGAAACCUACUGCAGCAAAAGCGAGCUUUUCCCCUUCAAAAGCAGCGUCCACAAAAGAGCAGCUAUGCUUGACACAAAGUCUUCUUGUAGACCAUAACUUGGCAAGAAAAAUGGAACAAGAGCGUAGGUGGAGAGAAGCGGUAAGUAAUUGGUGCAUAAAUCAGCUUUAACAGUGUCGGUCACAUAACAAACUGCAGCAGCUAAGGAUCUGCUCUAAUAGCUUAUUCCUAACUAAAUCAAUGGGACUUUAUUGGCUUAGACCCAUCUGAAGAGCCAGCUUAGCAAUAGAGGUUGGGUAUCACUGACUGCUUUGACUACAUGGCACAUUAAAGAUUGCCAGGGGUUGCUACCUGUUGAAACCUGAAUCCAGAAAAGUUCAUACAUUAUCUCUCUGCACGUUUACUCAAAAUUAAAUUACGCUGAAUUAUGUGUGCGCCUUGCUCCUGGUUGGGACGCGGGUGGCGCUGUGGUCUAAACCACUGAGCCUAGGGCUUGCUGAUCAGAAGGUCAGUGGUUUGAAUCCCCACGAUGGGGUGAGCUCCCAUUGCUGGGUCCCAGCUCCUGCCAACCUAGCAGUUUGAAAGCACGUCAAGUGCAAGUAGAUAAACAGGUACCGCUCCGGCGGGAAGGUAAACGGCAUUUCUGUGCACUUCUCUGGUUCGCCAGAAGCAGCUUAGUCAUGCUGGCCACAUGACCCAGAAGCUGUCUGCGGACAAACAUCGGCUCCCUUGGCCUAUAGAGUGAGGUGAGCACGCAACCCCAGAGUUGUUCCCGACUGGACUUAAUGGUCAGGGGUCCCUUUACCUUUACCUUACUCCUGGUUAAGUACCUACACCAUUGCAACAUAAAUAAUCCGCCCCGCCCCCAUUUAAUUGCUUUUUGUUUUUAAAUAGAUGGUGGGCACCAUUGAUAUGAACUUUCAGAGUGACGUUAUGGCAACGUUUGAAGAAACCCUGAAAUGAGAAGAAGGAAGGUGGCGUAACUUUGGUUACCGUUCUUUAGAAGUAAUGUUGGAGUGCAGAAAAAUACUCCAUGCACUGCCGGAAUACAUUUUUUGGUGAUAAUUCUAUCCAAACAUUUGUUAAUCAUUUUUGAAGAGCCAGUAUAUUACUGUAAUAAGUUCAGUUUUUAUAAAACUUGCUUCCAUUAAAAUUGUAAAGCUUGAAAACUUCUCAAUGUAAAGGCUUGCUGUAAUCCUUAGAGGCAGUUUUCAGUGCCUAGCCUUAGUUUUGAAAUACUAUUAUUUCUGGACUUUUAAGCCUGUUUCAAAAUGUUUAUUUGAUGUGCAUGGUACAAAACAAGCCAGGCAUUGCUUUCAGGGUUCAAGUUUGGUAUUUAAAAGCACCUUGGAUGUGUACUGAUUUAUUUUUUUAUGGGUAUUUAAACUACUUUGUUUAGCUUUGAUUUAUUUGGCAAAUGUACCAGUAUUUAAGUUGAAAUGUUAUUUGAUGUGGCAAGCUAAAAUGCCUUUUAGCUCAUGUAGUAUUGAGGAUUUGCAUUUUGGAUUUCUCCCUACCCAUCAUUAGAAAAGUAAAACCUAAAUAAAUCUUCAGUGUCUAUUUUCCUUGUAAAAAUCUGUAAAUAUGCAAGUAUUUUUUGUUAUUUCUAAGUAAUAGAUUGAAUCAUUUCCAUUUUCUUUUGAAUGCACACCUUACAACCGUUUGUAUUAGAUGCUCAAAUGUCUUUCUAUUUUACACCUUUCAUACGUUAAUAAAAUAAGUUGUC